CACUAAUCAAGAAUUGGGGGAAAUGGAGAGCAGACUGGUGGGGGGCACUAGUAGUGUGUCUUGUGUGUGUACACUCCAUGCUGUUAAUCUCAGCCAUUUUACUAUAUGUAUGUUUUAUAGUACAAAGAUGUUGAACAUCAGCAGAGAAAGGAGAGGGAAGGAAAAACCUGUUUACACAGACUGCAAACCGCCAGGGAAUAAUGUAACAGAGGAAGUGAGCCGGCUCUCUGUCUGACUAUUCCAACUUCCUGCUCACACACACACAUACACACACACACAAAACACUGAAAAAAAAAAAGAAAAGAAAGAAAAAAAAUCAGGAUCUCAUUACAACAGAAACGUUUGCAGACGACUGUCAGCAUGGAAAACGAAGGGAUUUUACCAGGUCCAUUGUAAAAGCAAAAUUAAGAAGAAACUCCAUACACUUCUCCAGCAGUUUGGGUAUGUAAAUACUGUAUACACUGUAUCAGGAAUUGUAUACUUAGGAUGUAACGUCUUUGCAUGUUGUGUACUCUGCUGCAAGGGGUGGACAUCACUCCAGCUGUUGUGGCAUUGUACCUCUCCAUCACAGUGCAGGCUGGCUUUGCUUGAUAAGAGUUGUAGUUCUAGGAAGGUUCCUUUUUGCCUACUCCCUCCCCUGCUGUAUAAUUCUAGUGGAUUUGUGAGUUUAGGGCUCAUUCUUUUGUUGGAAGGGGUCUCCUUGUGGGAUGGUGACUUACUGAAUGAUGUGCAAGCAUGGCUGUUUCUUGUGUUAUUUUGAGUGUGUUCAUUGUAAUAAGAGAUCAAGCUUACUUUGCAUUUAAUGUCUGUUAUUUAUGGUCUGGAGAGGGUGGGGAGUCUUCUAGCUCUGGUUAAUCACUCUGUAAUUGCAGUCAUAAAUAAUGGUUUACAUGUCACUGUCCUCAUGACAGAUAUAGCAGGCUAUGCUCCUAGUCUCUCAGCAGUAAAGGGAUGGGGAGCAUAUAUGUCUGUUAGUGAUUCCUAUCCUCUGGCUUUUGGAAUUCUCAUGAAGCUCAGCCAGCAAUUACUGUAAAAGUACAGUAACUUGGAGUUCCAUUGUUGCUAGGUUUCCAGGAGAGACAGAGCUGACUGGAUGAUUGAUAGCUCCCUGUAUGUGCCAUCCCCAUUCGAGGUUAUCUAGCAGAGCAUCACCCAGCUGGGUGGCUGUGCAGAGAUUGCAAUCAGUGUGAAUGAAGCAGUGACACAGCCAGCCAGGGGGGGGGAGUGCAUUCUUCUCCUAAAGAAAGUUGUGUGAGUCCAGCUUGUCUGGAAACAGUAAGACUAAUUGCCCUGAGCUUCCGGUUUGAAACUGGCAGUAGACAACAUCUUGAAAAUGAGUCACUGGAGCACACAAAAGAGACUGUGUGGUUUCCUUACUCAGGUCUAUGUAUUUGUGCAUUGCAGCUCCCUUUGUAGUGUUCAGACAUUUAAUAAAGACCAUCACUAGCAAAAAAAAUCAUACAGGAGGGGAGCAGUGUUGUUUUUAGAAGGGGAGAGAUUUUUUUUAUGCAUAGCAAUAUAUGUAUCUGUGUAUAUAUAAGGUUAGGAGACCUGAUGUUGCUGUUGAGGGAAAAUGUUCCCUUGAAUUUUCCACAGGCUGCAGGAAGAGAACACAUUUAGUCAUGGCUAAGUAAUGUCUGCGCACACCAACUAAUCUCAUUAGGAGUUUCCGGUCCCCAAACACUGGAGGGUUUUGUAUGCAUUUGCAGGAGGAGUCCUGCCACCAACAUGCAAUGGUAGGAGACACAUCUUAAUGUACUCUCAAAAUAAUCCACCAAAACAGGGCUGGCAGAACUUCUGAAACACAGGAAAUACUGUGAAAACUCCAACAAAAUAAAAUGAGUAAAUAUGUGUGAGUAAGGUAUGUAAACACACAUAGUAUAUUAUGCACACAUCAUCUGUCUGUCUGUCUGUCUGUCUGUCUAUCUUUUACAUUAAGAGGUCUCCUUACUUAUAGGGUCUAUCAUUAUUUUAGGAAUUUAUAUAGAUAGCACCUUACUCCACAGCGCUUUACAAUAUUAUAAAGGGGAAUAUUUAAAAGAACACUUUAGUCACCAGAACAACUAAAGCUUAAUGUAGCUUGUGAGUAAAGCCUGUCCCUGCAGACAUUUUGGUGUAAACACUGUCUUUUCUUGUUUACAUUACAGCCUAAGAAAAUCUCUAGCUGCCACUCCUCAGACAGCCACUAGAGGUGCUCCCUGGGUCACAGUGAUGUUCAUCGUCUCCACGCUCUUCAUGCAGAUGCUGAACUUUCCCUGUAGAGAUGCAUUGAUUCAAUUAAUCUCUAUGAGGAGAUGCUAAUUGGCCAUGGUGGCAUUUGGCUCCGCCCCUACACACCGCCUCCUUGGUUGAGAUCAUCAUUUCUGAUGAUGUCAGCCAAGGGGGACAAGCAUGGGUGGAGCCAGCACUGGCAGACCCACGUGGCACUGGACAUAAGGUGAAAUAUUACUAUAGUUGUGAGGACCAGCGGGGCUACAUAGGGUUUUUUAAUAAAAUAGGGUUAUGAAUACACUUUUGUGUUUCUGACCCUUUAGUGUUCCUUUAACAAUAAAUGAGCCAAUUACAAAAUCUUACAGGAACAGUAUAUUGAUGAGGACCCUGCUCAAACGAGCUAACAGUCUAGCAUAACACCAUAACAACCUGUGCUUAUGUCUCUGUCUCCUUGCAACUGUCCAAGCUGUGCACACAGCAUGUAUACACUACUUGGGUGAUGCUGUGAACAACGCUUGUUGGAAAACUGAAAGGGACAUUGUAUACACUUUUAGCUUAUUCAGCAAUCCAACUCAUCUUGUGCAGUAAAAGGAAGUGUGCCUCCAAUUGUUCUGAGGUUUGAAUGUGGGGAGGAGCGCAGCUGUUUCCACGCCUGUGACCAUGUUUGUGUCUUUGAUGAAGUGGCAUGGGACAGUCAUGCCAAAAAAUGGAGAGUGUCAGGCUGCUUGCCCCCUUUCUGGGUAGCCCAUGCACAUAAUUGCUGUGUUAUGGACUGAGUUUUCUUCGGGUAGCGUAAGUGCGCCUAAUGAUACGCUCUCAUUGCUCUUAUGGGCGACUUCUCUGUUCCCUUCUUAUUAUUAAUAAAACACCUCCUACUAAACAUGGGGUGUGGGAAAUUGUCUAACAAUCACAGGGUCCCUCGGGUUAUUAAUAGAUCUAGGGGACAAUCCUUUCUCUUUUUUGACAUCAUUGUACAUGGUGUACUAAAACAACACCUGGGGGGGAAGAAAAAUCAAAGCUAAUAAGAAUCCUUUUGUACAAAAGCGAAGUAACCCAAUUGUAAAACUUAAAUUUUAUUAGAAAUAUCAAAAAGACAAAAAAUUGCAUAAAAAACAUCCCUAUAGUUGGGACUAAAUCUAGUGAAGAUCCCUGAUUAGUAAUAAUGUAUUUUAUAAAGUAGAUAUUAAAUACAAAAACACUAAAAUAAAUAAAUAAGUGAAUCCUCAUACACAUAAAGCUGCCUAGAAUAUCAGUAUGGCUAAUAUGUUUCAAAAGUACUGAAAGGAGAAAUUAUCUAUACAAACAGAAACAGUAUCCAGUGAUGACAAAGUAUAAUAACGAUAAAAAAGGGAAUAUUAACUAAACUGCUAUAGUAGAGGCAGCUCGGGAUAUGGAUAAAAUAGAAUGAAGACACCAUAUUCGCUGUGCUAUACUGCUGUGCCUCCAAAGGCACACCUUAGAAAAGCAAGGCCCCCCCAGAAAUAUCCCGUCAUGAAAUGACUAAAUAGGAGUCUCUAUCGACUAGCAGGAAAACUACUCCCUACUUAACAGCACUAAUAAAAAUCAACACAAAUAGUAGCUAAAUGCAAUAGUAACUGAAGGAAAAAGUAAAACAAAUAACUUAAAUACAAGAAAAAGAAAAAAUAGACAUCAAAGUGUGUAGUGGUAAUGUCUCCAUAGUUAAAUCAUGCUGCAGCAUCGUCCCUUAUCGUUAACCACAGACACACUCAAGCGUCCCGACACGCGUUUCACCACUAACUGGCUCUUCCAGUUAUCCCGAGCUGCCUCUACUAUUUAGCAGUUUAGCUAAUACUCCCUCCUUCACUUUUAGACACAUAUUCAUACAAGUGAUAUGAUACUUUGUUUUCGCUUAGGUGGAUACUCUUUCUGUUUGUAUAGAUAGUUUCUCCAUUCUGCGCUUUUUUUUUUUUUUAUAUAUAAUUCUUUAUUUUUUGUUGUGCAUGAGGCAAACAAUAUAUCAGUAACCAUGACAUUGAGUAGUGACAAGAGAAGUAUCCAAUAUUUCAAAAUAGACAUGGCUAGUAAUCUGCGCAAAUUUUAGUAUUAGACAUAGAUAUAUAACAAUGUGAUAUAUAACAGAGUGAUCUCCCCCAGGGUGCCCCACGCUGGCUGUAGGUCAAGAAAAGAAAAUAACUUAAAGGGACACUAUAGUCACCUGAACAACUUUAGCUUAAUGAAGCAGUUUUGGUGUAUAGAACAUGCCCCUGCAGCCUCACUGCUCAAUCCUCUGCCAUUUAGGAGUUAAAUCCCUUUGUUCAUGAACCCUAGUCACACCUCCCUGCAUGUGACUAGCACAGCCUUCCAUAAACACUUCCUGUAAAGAGAGCCCUAUUUAGGCUUUCUUUAUUGCAAGUUCUGUUUAAUUAAGAUUUUCUUAUCCCCUGCUAUGUUAAUAGCUUGCUAGACCCUGCAAGAGCCUCCUGUAUGUGAUUAAAGUUAAAUUUAGAGAUUGAGAUACAAUUAUUUAAGGUAAAUUACAUCUGUUUGAAAGUGAAACCAGAUUUUUUUUCAUGCAGGCUCUGUCAAUCAUAGCCAGGGGAGGUGUGGCUAGGGCUGCAUAAACAGAAACAAAGUGAUUUAACUCCUAAAUGACAGUGAAUUGAGCAGUGAAAUUGCAGGAGAAUGAUCUAUACACUAAAACUGCUUUAUUUAGCUAAAGUAAUUUAGGUGACUAUAGUGUUCCUUUAAAAAAAAGGUGGAAAAUGAGGCAGAAGUAAGGAGUAGUGACACAGGUAUCAGCAUAGGCAGCAAAGAGAUUCCAUGGCACUCAGUGUGUUAAAGCCGCAAACAAAAAAGACAGCAAUGUGUUCCUAUGAUCACUUUUGCAAAACAGGUAUGGGCAUAGGCAUCCCCCCGCUUAUUCAGGGGUGAGAGGGUAAAAUAAAUGGCCAAGUGCUCUCCCCAGUUCAGCCCGGAAAGUCACAUGAGUCACAUGACCCCACUCCGGCCAGGGCCAUAGCAGAGUCCUGCAUCAUAUUGAGAAACUCCAGGCCUCCGUGCCUCGUUGUGUACCAGCAGUCUGAGCCAUACCUCGUAAGUAGGGCUUCCACAACGUCCCCUGACAGGUUGAGAGUCCCAGUGCCGGGCUCCUCGGUGUAGCCAGCUUCUGUUGCGGAGUAAGGCUUUGCCUGUGAGGUGAGUGCUCCGUUCAGCACUUUUGAUACAUAUUAGCCAUACUGAUAUACUAGUCAGCUUUAUGUGUAUGAGGAUUUAUUUAUUUAUUUUAGUUUUUUUGUAUUUAAUAUCUACUUUAUAAAAUACAUUUUUACUAAUCAUUAGGGGCUAAUUUGUUAAUCCUAAUUUAUGGUUGGUGAUGGAGCUCAUGUUCUCCGACCGAGUACCUCCGCAAAAUCCCCUUCCUAGCUGUUUGGGGUGAAGCCUGACGUGCUUCAACCCUAGUCGCCGAGGCUUGACUGGGUUGUCUCUGGAGCUUUUCCACCCAAUCAAACUGCAGCUCUCCUUCCAGGCAGGUAUUGUCCCCUCUGCCUAUUCCUCUGCAGCAUUCCUUCCAGGCUGGUGUGUACCUCUUCCUGCAAUGUGAUUGCUCUUGUAUUUAUAAAGACACUUUCAGGUCUCAGGCCUAGCGCUCUUUGCUUUGUCCCAGGGCUAGAGGGAUUUCAACUUUAGCUUAAUGAAGCAGUGUUGGUGUAUAGGUCAUGCCCCAUGCAUACUCACUCCUCAAUUUUUUGCCAUUUAUAAGUUAAAUCACUUUGUUUAUGCAGCCCUAGUCACAUCUCCCUAUAUGUGACUUGCACAGCUUUCCUAAACCCUUCCUGUACAGAGUCAUCUAAUGUUUACACUUUCUUUAUUAAAAAUUCUGUUUAAUUUAGAAUUUCCUAUCUCCUGCUUUGUUAAUAGCCUUCUAGACCCUGCAGGAGCAUGCUGUAUGUAAUUAGAGUUCAAUUUACAGAGCAGGAAAUAAACACUUUUAAAGUAAAAUCUGUUUGAAAUGAAACAAUUUUUUUUAAUGCAGGCAGUGUCAGUCACAUCCAGAGGAGGUGUGACAUGGGUUGCAUUAAAAACAAAAGUGAUGUAAAGGCAGAUAAUUGAGCAGUGAUAUUGCAGGGAUAUGAUCUAUACACCAAAACUGCUUCAUUAUGCUAAAUCUGUUUUGGUGAAUAUAGUGUCCCUUUAAUGUUAUGACUUUCAUUUAGACUGGCAAUUUCACUUGCUUUAGAAGUGUGAAUUCGACAUAUGUGUAACUGCCUCGUUAUGAUGUGGUUUGCUAUUCAAAUUAUGAUUUACUGUAAAUAUAUUGCUUAACAUUGCUUAAAUUAUACCGUAACCAUGGCUGAAAUUUUGGUAUUACUGAUAACUACUGGAGGAAAUUGAUUUAAUUUAUUUACAUAUAUUUAUAAAAAUAGACUAACUGCGUUAUUUGUAACUUCCUCGUACACAUGAAAGAUUUUUGUAAUUGUCAAUAACAUCAUUACAUACUGGGCAUUGAAUUUGUGUGAGGGCUUCUGCUAGACUUGAGCAGUAGUAAGCUAAUUUGGUCCUUUGAGCAAUGCAUUUGCUGCCAACGUCAGAUACACAUUAUAGAUUACAUUUGUAUACCUACCUGAAUAUAAUCCUGUCAAGAAUACCCUUUGCCGGAUUUUAACAUUCUUUUUACUAAUCCCUAUAUUUAACAAAUAUGUUCUUGUGAGGUUUAAAAAUAAUAUGAAAUGUAGAAAUCUAUAAAUAGAUUUAGCUCUGGAUCUGAGCACCCAAAUUUGUCCCCCAGUCAAUUAAGCUCUGCCUUUUUUUAUUUAACAUAGUGAUUAGAGCAGGAGAUAGAGAAAUAAUAUAUCUGUUUCUCCUCCUCCUAUGCAAUGUGUGCCUUGGCUGUGCCAGGACUGAACUGCUUUGUCAUAUCAAUUGCUAAAUCUUUAAAGGACCACUAUAGUGCCAGGAAAACAUACUCGUUUUCCUGGCACUAUAGUGCCCUGAGGGUGCCCCCACCCUCAGGAUCCCCCUCCCGCCGGGCUCUGGGGGGAGGAAGGGGUUAAACUUACCUCUUUCUCCAGCGCCGGGUGGGGAGCUCUCCUCCUUCUCUCCGCCUCCUCUCCUCCUCUUCGGCUGAAUGCGCAUGCACGGCAGGAGCUGCGCGCUCAUUCAGCCAGUCCAUAGGAAAGCAUUCACAAUGCUUUCCUAUGGACGCUGGCGUCUUCUCACUGUGAAAAUCACAGUGAGAAGCGCGGAAGCGCCUCUAGCGGCUGUCAAUGAGACAGCCACUAGAGGCUGGAUUAACCCAUUUAUAAACAUAGCAGUUUCUCUGAAACCGCUAUGUUUAUAGAAAAAAGGGUUAAACCUAGCUGGACCAGGCACCCAGACCACCUCAUUAAGCUGAAGUGAAAAUCACAGUGAGAAGCGCGGAAGCGCCUCUAGCGGCUGUCAAUGAUACAGCCACUAGAGGCUGGAUUAACCCAUUUAUAAACAUAGCAGUUUCUCUGAAACCGCUAUGUUUAUAGAAAAAAGGGUUAAACCUAGCUGGACCAGGCACCCAGACCACCUCAUUAAGCUGAAGUGGUCUGGGUGCCUAUAGUGGUCCUUUAAUAUAUAUUUCAGAGAGGAAAAGAGUGUUUCAUGAAAAAAGGUUAACACGAGUUAGAUGUGAUUUUCCAUUACGUAAUGGUUCCCUUGAGGUGGUUAUAGCGCCUGGAGUCUGUAUGGCACAUUAUGGUGCCUGGAGUCUGUAUGUGCAGCAAACACUGCUCAUACAGAAGUUAGCUAUUUUGUUUUGCGUCAGCAGCAACAUUUGAGGAAAGAGUCAAUAGCCAACACGAGUUCUGCUAAAGUCAAUACUGUGCAAAUUACUAUUCACAGAAGGCCAUUAAUUGGCUGUGAGUGCCUGGCUGACACCAUGAGCCAAUUAAUGGCUGAUAGGAUCGCAUUAGAGAAACCUUGGUGCUUGACCGGGACCCAGGAGAGAGCAAACUGUUGCAAAACGGUUUGGCCCAUUAACAGGGAGUGGUGCCAGGGUACAUGACCCAGCAUGCGCUCUCAGGCUCAUCAUCAAACUUCACAGAUCUCAGCCAAUCCAAUGCACUCCCAGAGGAAAACAUUGGGAGGCUAUUACUCAUGUGCGGCAAAACGCCAUGCUGCUCAUUGAACAUCUCCUCAUAGAAAUGCAUUGAAUCGAUGCAUUUUUAUGAGGAGCGUUCAACUGAACGUCAUGUGCAGCACUGGCCCAGGAAGCAAUCAGACUGCUACUAGAGGUGUUACUAGGCAGUAAUGUAAACACUGCCUUUUCUCUGAAAUGGCCUACAUUUUGCAAAUAAACACAUAUAUCAAUCAACAUAAACAAGAUCCCAUAAAAUAUUGCAUUUCUAAUAGACUAAGUAUCUUGCAACACAUCUAGUGGCAAUAAUGCAGGGCUUGACACAUUUGCUUGGAAUCUAUGAGCCAGCUAAAAAAGUUAGGAGCCAGCAUUUAUUUUCUAUUUAAUUUAUUUUUAUUGAAGAAUAUCAGACAUAUGGAGUCAAAGCAAAAAGAUAAUCAAUUAACAGUAUACAUUCCACUUGGUACAUGUCGUACAAGAGAUACACAUUAUCAGGCAAGGUACAUACUAUAUGUAUGGGAAUUACUCAUAUGAGUGGUGAAGUUGCCUCUGAGAUUAACAUUGGGUAGGUAUUGCCGGAGAAGACAUGAGCAGUGAGAGCUCUAUGGUUAUCCUUACGUUCAUCGUAUCAUCUGUUCGUCUAUAUGCAUAACCCUCGGCUGAGUAAAGGUGAUAGCUACCUAUCGAUACUCCGGGGCCCUAGAGCUCCCGCGACAUGCAUCCUAUCUAACAGGUUGCUAGUAUUCUGAAACCAUAUGACCGGGUAGAUGAAUAAAGAUCCACUAACACAUUACAUACAGAGAAUAACCGUUAAACAAACAUAAGAGGAAUGCAGAAGAGUAGACUUCUGAGCAUAUAUGUUAUAUACAUAAUUUCCAAGCUUGAUGGUGACCAUACUGUGGGUGUUUGUAACUAAGAAAUAGGAGAAAGUUGAGACCAAUGCACAUUGGGUGGGUCCCAACCGUCCCUAAUUACAAGGACAGAGACAGAGAUAAAGUCACAGGCGAUACCAAAUUGAUUUCAAUGCAACUACCAUGGAGCACAAGCAAUAGUAGGCGUUUUCACUCUCCUGCUCUGACGUUGUCCCCUACCCCCUUUUGUGUACCCUCUGAUUGAAUUCCCAUAUAGAAGAUCCAGGGUUGCCAGAUCCUGACAUAAUUGGCAUGUUUCCCCUGGGACGACCACCAGUGUUCCUCUAGGGCACGGAAAUACUAAAUUUUAGCUAACCAUUCUCUUAAACUAGGUAUUCAGGUCGCUUUCCACAAGCUCACAAUUACUGAUUUGGUAGCAGUGAGCACAAAAUACUCGUUUUCCUGGCACUAUAGUGCCCUGAGGGUGCCCCCAUCCUCAGGGUCCCACUCCCGUGGCGCUGAGGGGGGAGGAAGGGGUUAAUCCCUUACCUUUUUUCCAGCUCCGGGCUCCCUCGGCGCUGGGGACUCUCCUCCCUCUUCUGAUGUCCCUGGCUGAAUGCGCAUGCGCGGCAAGAGCCGCGCGCGCAUUCAGCCAGUCGAUAGGAAAGCAUUCUCAAUGCUUUCCUAUGGACGCUGGCAUCUUCUCACUGUGAAAAUCACAGUGAGAAGCGCGGAAGCGCCUCUAGCGGCUGUCAAUGAGACAGCCACUAGAGGCUGGAUUAACCCAUAUGUAAACAUAGCAGUUUCUCUGAAACUGCUAUGUUUAGAGCAAAAAGGGUUAAACCUAGCUGGACCUGGCACCCAGACUACUUCAUUAAGCUGAAGUGGCCUGGGUGCCUAUAGUGGUCUUUUAAUUUUUAGUGACAAAAAUACAACUCUUAAAGGGACACUAUAGUCACCAGGACCACUGCAGCUUAAUGUGCCGUCACUCAAUCAGUCACUAGAGGUGUUUCCUAGCCUAGACAAUGUGAUGCACCUAUGUUCAACGUCUCCAUGCUUGGCAGUCAGACUGACAGACACACUUAAAGGACCACUAUAGGCAUCCAGACCACUUCAGCCUAAUGAAGUGGUCUGCGUGCCUGGUCCAGCUAGGGUUAACCCUUUUUUUUAAUAAACAUGGAGGUUUCAGAAAGGGUUAAUCCAGCCUCUAGAGCCUUUAGUGGCUGUCUCAAAAUCACAGUCAGAAGACGCCAGCGUCCAUAGGAAAUGCUUUCCUAUGAACUGGCUGAAUGCGCGCGCGGCUCCUGCCGCGCAUGCGCAUUCAGCCGAUGACGUCGCUAUGAAGGAGGAGAGGAGGAGGAGAACUCCCCGCCCGGUGCUGGAGAAAGGUAAGAUUUUAACCCCUUCCUCUCCCCAGAGCCCGGCGGGAGGGGGCCCCUGAGGGUGGGGGCACCCUCAGGGCACUAUAGUGCCAGGAAAACGAGUAUGUUUUCCUGGCACUAUAGUGGUCCUUUAAACUCACAGACCGACACACACACUCACACUCAAAAGUUGUAAUUUAAAAAUAUAUAUUUUAAUUGAAAUCCACUCAGCCUCCCUACCCUUGGAGAUCUGGAGUGGAUAGGCUUUCUCUGGUGUCCAACGGUGCUGCUGUCAUCUCCCUGCUCUGCUCCCUGUCAUUCACUGUUUAGUAUGCCCCGGGGCUGGAAUGACGUCAUAUUCCGGCUCCCGGCAUCACUGCAGGGCGUGUGAGGGAGCAGAGAGAUGACAGCUCCCUCCAUUUCCACAGCAGCCGCUGGUCCGACUCUGCUCUCCCACAACACUUGCUGAUCGCCUCUGCUCUCCCACAUCCAGCCAGCCGACUGCAUGCCUUCUCCCUUGCAGCUUUGGGCCGAUAUGGCGAUCUGGCAUCUGGGAUUUGUCGAGCCCUGCAAUAAAGUAUACAAUCAUGGAGAAAGGAGGAGUAUGAGUUAAUAUGGCAAUAAAGAGAAGUAGUAGGUUUAAUUUCGGGGUGCCAAGCCAGAUUCAUGUCACAUUGUCAAGUCUCUUGACAAUGUUGCGCCUCAUAUCCUCCCUAUCUGCUAAGGUUAGAGGGUUUUGAAAGACAUGCAUUCUAUUCAGGGCUGAAACGAGAGGGCACCCAAACCACUUGAUUAAAGACCCUUUAAAUUAUAAAAAAAAAUAUGCAAUAGGAAACAAUUAUUUUAUUUUUAAUUAUCUAUUCAAGAGUAUUAUAAAGUAUUUGAGAGCAUUGUUCAAACCAGUUUUCAGAAUCCUGUUAUAGUGUAUAGGAGGUGCACAGUUGUUUAAGAUAUACCCAGGUAGCUUUAGUAAAUGUUAAAGGGGAUGUGAGAUGGUGUGUAUAAAGGGCCAUAUUAGAUUGCUUUGUCUAAAGAUCCAACAAAAUUAGGAAAUAUUGAGACAGCUUUUGAGUGUGUGGAACUUGAUUGAUACACCACUUUCUUCUCUAAUAGUGUUAUUUUAGAAAUUAAAAGGGCACUCUGGGCGGCGGAGCCUGGACACGAAACGGGCCGGACGCCAUUUCUGCGGGCUCCGACAUCUACGGACCGAAUCCGCUCAAUAUCAGCCCGCAGCCCUGACAUCCAGCCGCAAGAACACCGGCAUAGCACGGGGGAGAUCCCCCGGAUUCUUCCGAUGCCCUUCCGGUACACCCCGAAGCAGGCAAAGUCAAAACACAGAGCACGGGCCUACCUUCCAUCAGCCCACCACGGCCUGGAUUACCUGUUCGGCGGGGACUUCCUUGAAGACGAGUGGGACACAUCCCAGCACAACUCCGAACACGGAAUCUCAGGGAUGGGACGCAGAUCCCAGAAACCUCAACCAGGUACAGCUCAGCCUGAUAUAAGCACAAUGCUCCAGAGGCAAACACCCGCCAAAAUGGCGGCCGCACAAGGCCCAGACUCCCCACUAGAAUCUGACUUAAGGGAGCAAAGCACAACAGGGGGUUCCAAGGCUACAACCCACACCCCAGCAGGGAACCACUGAACCGGCCACUAAACAGGACCUGCAGCAUAUGCAAAUUAUGCUGCAAGAAAUCCAAAGCCUGCUGGCUGCAGAUUUACCUGCCCUUAAAACAAGCAUGCAACAAAUCACUGAAAAAGUAGUACACACUGAGAGAGAAGUGCAGGGGAUCCAAAAAGAAAUCACCUCGUUGCAAGACUCCCUCGCACAACUACAACACAAUCAACAAAACUUCGAGGUUCAACUAGCAGCCCAAGAAGACAAACACAGACGCAAUAACAUAAAAAUCCGAGGUAUCCCUGUCACAGUCUCCAAAGAGGACCUACCUCACUACGUGAGACGGCUCACGCAAGCUAUACUUCCUCCUGCGGUGGCAAAGAAACUCACCUUUGCCGGAAUAUACCGACUACCCACCCCAACAAGGGCAUCUACACUCCUAGCAGGAGACGUCAUAGUCCGCUGCAUCCUUCCCCAGGAUAGGGGGCACAUAAUGUCGGCACUCAAGGGCAAGACACCGCUCAACUUCGAGGAGUCUCAACUGACUUUUUACCAGGACUUAACCAGAGCCACUCUCCAAUGGAGAAGAACCCUCAGUGACUUCACCAGCCAGCUACGUUCCGCGGGCGUAUCAUAUCGGUGGGGAAACCCACGCCACCUCCUGGUUACACACCGAGGAAACACGUACAAAAUCGCUACAGGACCUGAUGCUGCCGCGCUACUACCAAAAUUGGGCCUGCCGACCGAGCACGCCCAGAACGCUACCCAUGCCUGGGACCCGGAGACGAUAGAGCCGUUCACCCCGAGGACACGGAGAAGGGACACUCACGCCACAUGACGGGAAUGAGGGGAGAAGUCUCCUACUCCAUCCCGCUCAAAGGCUAAAAACGGCAAAAUGUAUUUUCUUGUGUUUCUCUCAUAUACCCUUUCACCUUCAGCCACUUAAGCUUUGUUGAUAAUGAGCAAGUUAAUCUGACGCUCUAACACCCAUAUGACGCGCUGUGAGCCUGUCAGGGACGGCGCUGGAAUACCAGUGCACUAAAGGAAUAUGCACUACCAUACAGAACAGAAAUCCCCCCCCGACAGCCCCUAGGUUAGGGCUACUACCCCUCGAGAGUAACUCAAACGGACCACGGAUAAGGCCCCCUGACAAGAUACUCUCACGACUAACCGACUGACACCACAGACCACUUGAUAACACCACAGAUAGAUCUAGCACUCUGAAACUAAAAAUAAGUUAUAAGUCUUACGCAAAAUAAGUCUGGAGCACAUAGUUCGCAGCCUGGACUGGGUGGCAUACGUGAUUUGGGGGGGCCAGCUUGCCCGCAACACUCCUGUCCCAUAACUAUCCAUGAGCAAACAAUCUAGUAUUCAUGGGAUUGCUGGGGGUGGGAUGCGCGGGCUGGCUGGCUACUCUCCAAAUUGCUGCCGCUAAAUUCGGUUGGGUCGCGCUAGGUGUCGACUGAAGCAUAGAUUUAACCAAGUGUAGAUGAAACACGGGACACGUACACCUAGAAUGAGGCGACUGGGCAGUGUGAUUUUCAAAGCAAAACCAGCCCAAAGUUUGGACAGGCACUGCUCUGUCCUGCGGCCAGGGCUGAUAACACUUAAACGCAUGUAUAUACCUAACAAAAAUCUAACCUGAUGGUUAACACGCACACUAGCCCCUGCUCCCUAACCUGAAGGUCUCUAUCUGAACAUAAUCUCUCACACUCACGCUGGAACAGUGCUAUACCACUAUCCACUCUUCUCAUAUAUAUAUAAAAAUGUGCAAAGUUAUUCCUGCCAUACAAUUGUAUUUACAUGUCUAUUCAAACCCUGGCGACAGCUGUUGUGGCAUCGCUAGAAAACUGUUACAUGAAUAAUCUAUGCACGAAAAAUAAAGAAUUUAAAAAAAAAAAAGGGCACUCUGGGCACCAUAACAACUUUGGGGAGUAUGCUUUUCACUCUCUUUUCUCAUUGAGGAGUUUUUGAUAAACGGAGAGCACCAGCUGACGCUCACAGCUUAUUACAGGAGCCCGGUCCGAGGCUUCCUGAUUGAAGCCUCUGACUUUGAACAGAAGCUCAGGGGCAGUGCAGAGCGAUUGGGCGCUGACUUGAAGACUUCAGGUAAGCCAUUCUGAUAAAGUUGUUAUGGUGCCUGGAGUGGUCCUUAAAUAUCCACUGUACCCAAACAAAAAAAAUAUACUCUACACGCAAAUGUUGGAACAGUAUGCACGUUAAUUCUGUUACUCGUCUGUAUUACCCAUUUACAAAGAAAUAAUAUAGCACAAUUAUUUUAUUUUUUUAAGGUGAAUGCAUUACUGAGCAAAAACGAUAUGAAACUGAGCCAGUAGAAUGGAAGGUACUUUAUCUGCUCAGUUACACCCACAUGCGAGUCACUGAGGGUAGCCACAGGAUUUUAAAUAUUGCUGCCUUAAUUUAUAUAAUUAUGGUGUUGCAUGUACCUUGAUUUUACAAAAUACCUGGUUGUUUUUAUUUUUGUUUUUGCAUCAUUUCAAAGGUCAUGAAACUUUAUUAAUGCUUGUUAUUUAGUGUGUUUUUUUUAAUUUCCUUUUAUCAUUUGUCAUGUACCCUGAAAAACUAUUAUACUGGUCUGGAACACAGUACAAAGAAUCACCUCCUAAAUGUUGGACUGGGAUAGUGUAUAGGCUCAAACCCAGAUUCUUUGUUAAAUUGGUGACACUUGUAUAAUGUUUCCUCUCGGAAUGUUCUGCAUACCCUGCAAGAUUAGGGUAACCGUAACAGCCAUUUGUCAGUGUCUCAAGUCCGCCUAUAGCAUCUUAUCAUCAUCAUAAGGAGAAACCUCUGCAAGAAACAAGGUUAAAGACAACCCUGACUUCAUUGUUUUGGUAACUUUUUUUUUUUUUCAAGUGAGACAGAAUUUGGUUUUCACAUAAAUGUUUACAGACUAAUUAACCCUAAAUAAAAAACACAUGGGGAAUAAAUGGAUUUGCAGUAACAGGAGGUGUACUAGAAAAGCAGAUAAAGCCAAAAAUAUUAUCCCUGUGCUCCAAAUCUGCCUCAUUAAAGAUGUUUCCUUUACUCUGAAAAGUAGCCAAAGUGACUUAGUAUAUGACUCACCUGAGAGAUUUGUUUGACGUUGGUUUGUGAACUUACACUUGGCCUUUACAGUGAUACACAAAACUUAUUUAAAGGAAAGUUCCUGGGUCCCCCCAGCCACCCCUCAUAAUAACUUCAAAGCAAUUAAAUUGCAACUGGAGUUGUUGAAUAGUUUUACCCUGAAGUUGGCCCUCUGCGUGCUUGUAGUCUCUGCAUCCUCUGUCUCUCUGCGCAGUGUGGGCAGCCAACGAUAGGCUGAGCAUAUAACCUGUCGUAAAAACCAAAGAAUAAAAAGUUACCUGCGCUGUUCCCAAAUCCCUAUGCAUAUUUAAAUAAAUGGAGGUUAUUUAGUAACUCCAAUGGCCAUUAGAUGGAAGCUCACUGCCACGUCAAGGCAAACCUUUUAGGUGGGUCCUACACUAACAAUUCACCUUGCUUCCUUGAGCUUCAGGCAAAGAUAUCUCUAAGACAGAGAUGGGUAUUUUUCUAAACCUCUCCAUACUUAUUAACCCUUAAUUGGGAACACCUGGGGUGAAUAUAACCUGUCCCCUUGAAAAAUCUUUCUGGAGUGUAUGGCACCCAGUGGACGAACAGAACGGCAGCGGGAGAAGAGGCACAGUGGUGCCAUGAUGGGGGUUAAAUCAUUCCAAAAGGUAAAAUGUCACAAAGGCUCUUCUGCCACCAUUAUAGCUUCAUAUAAAUGAAAUUGUUACUGGGUGUGAGUGUUCCUUUAAAUUAAAAAUAAAAUAAAAAUUUGGUUUGUGUUGUGAAAUAGAUUUAGCUCUGGGGAUCCACGUUCAUGCCCUGUAACUUGCAUAUACUUCUGCUGUGUACAUCCAGUAAUAAUGGUAUUGAUACAUUCUUUUUUAGAAAUAUGCUCAUUUCAAUACAAAGAUAGCUUUACUGUCUGCUGUCGUUCAUGCCAUAUGUUGAGUCUCAUUGACCCAUAUGAUGGGUAGGAUCGUCCCCUGUGUACCAGCUAGCUCAGUAUGGAGGGCAACUGAAAAGAAAUCACAAGAAGUGAAGCUAACAUUAGAAGCAAUCUGCAUUUUACGGAAUAGAUGCAUCACUAUCCUGUUAGAGAAAAGACCCUCUCGGGCCAUACACAUGUGUUAGGAAAUGGAGCAUAGCAAGAGCGAAGGCUAAUCCCUCUCAGAAUUCAAAGUAUUUAUUUUAGAAUGUAUUCACAUUGCACCCAUGUAGAAUUUCACUGUGUGGCUGUAUUAUGAAUGUAUAGUGCAACCAAUGCUCUCAAUAUGUGGCAUCCUCUGCCUCCUGUACUAUUAGCUAGCACGGAUCAAGCGUGACAUCAUUAAUUGGUUACCGUAAUCGAACACUCUAAACACCAUAACCAGUAGAACCCACUGUCGUAUUUAUAGUGUCUAGGACCUUUCCAGAGUAAUUAAAGGUUUGUGAAAGGUUUGACAACUUACCUGGGACACACUGGUCACCUUCUUCUGUGUCCUCGAAGCUCCUUGCACUGAGGUAAGCCCAGCAGCUUUGCUGAGAGCACUCAACUGACGCUCUCAGCCAUUGUGAUGGCACUGCACGACAGGUCUUAACCCAGGGGAGCUGAUGGAAACUCCUUGCUGAAGCUUUAAGCUCCACGAAAAGUGGCGGUAGGCACUCACAAAUGAUUUGACUACUUACCCUGUGAUGUGGAAUCAGUCAAUUAAUUGAUUAUCUUGUGUAUCUGCCCCCGGCCAAAUUAAAGAAGUAAUGCGUGCACGCUCCUAAAGUAAUUCACACCAGACACAGGUUUCAGGUUAAUGAAAAACUUGAGGAAUGUUUAUUCUGAGGGGACGGCAUGCCCCUUAUAAAGUUACAUCAUAUGCUUUAUCAUAGAUAACAUGGAAUAAUACAUCAAUAAUUGGUUAGGUGUUAAGUGGUUCAUUUAUUUCUCUUCCUACCGGGUGUGAUGUCACUGGUAUCCCCAGAUUCCAGCACCAUCUUGUUAAUGAGGGUGUUAGUCGAUGUCAAAGGGAAACUCCCUAGCGGCCAUUUUAGGUAAAUCACAUAUAAAGUUGAAUAAUGCUGAUUGUAGGCAUGCUGAGUAAAUAGGCAUUUUACUAACAUAAAUUGAGUUAAUAUUUUUGUCCACAACACCCUGAGAGGAUACUCCUAGAACAAUAAGCACUACAACAGGCAGGGUAUAAUGCUUGGACGGUUCCUUUGACUGGCCAGAAUUUUUCUUUCUUUGAAUUGGCUUAUGGUGGCAGUGAUAUGUAAAUAUUGCAGCCUCUAUAAGUCAGCCAACCAGGGUGGUCAGUCAGGUACCUGGAACACUUAGCAAUUGUGUACAUAUUGUGCGUGCAAUGUGUAUGUACUUUACCUGUUUCUGUUUAAAGGAACACUAUAAUGCAAGGAAUACAAAUCUGUGUUCCCAAAGUUAUAGUGUCCCUGUGACUAGUCAUAUUAGAUCCCUCCCCCAUUUGGCAUAUAAAUAGUAAAAAAAUAAAUUAAAAAAAACGUACUUUGUUUCAUUGCUGAGGCUCCCUCUGUGUUUCUUAGCUCUCCUCUCCCAGCGACGUCACAGAAGAGGCAUGGCGGCCUCCUCCACGAUAGUCCAUUCCAAUUAUUCUCGUUGGAAAUCAUUGAAUCAAUGCUUUCCUUUGGAAUUUCAGCGUUACGUGGCUGAGAUUUAAUAUCAGUGCAGUGGAUGCAUCUCGAGUGGCUGACAUACUGACAGCCACCAGAGGUGGGCUUAACCCUGCAAUGUAAACAUUGCAGUUUCUCAAAAACAGCAAUACCUUAUAUUGCAGGUGUCAGAGGUCAGGCCACUGCACCCAGUCCACUUCAUGUUCCUUUAAAAAUAUGCGGUCAGUUUUUACAUCAGUUUACGCCAAUCUGUUUAAAGUACACUGCUCAAAAAAAAUAAAGGGAUCACAAAAAUAACACAUCCUAGAUCUGAAUGAAUUAAAUAUUCUUCUGAAAUACUUUGUUAUUUACAUAGUUGAAUGUGCGGACAACAAAAUCACACAAAAAUAAAAAAAUGGAAAUCAAAUUUUUCAACCCAUGGAGGUCUGGAGUUGGAGUCACACUCAAAAUUAAAGUGGAAAAACACACUACAGGCUGAUCCAACUUUGAUGCAAUGUCCUUAAAACAAGUCAAAAUGAGGCUCAGUAGUGUGUGGCCUCCACGUGCCUGUAUGACCUCCCUGAAGCAUCUGCCAACUCCUGGACAGUCUGUGGUGCAACGUGACGUUGGUGGAUGAAGCGAGACAUGAUGUUCCAGAUGUGCUCAAUUGGAUUCAGGUCUGGGGAACGGACGGGCCAGUCCAUAGCAUUAAUGCUUUCGUCUUGCAGGAACUGCUGAUACACUGCAGCCACAUGAGGUCUAGCAUUGUCUUACAUUAGGAGGAACCCAGGGCCAACCGCACCAGCAUAUGGUCUCACAAGGGGUCUGAGGAUCUCAUCUCGGUACCUAAUGGCAGUUAGGCUACCUCUGGCAAGCACAUGGAGGGCUGUGCGGCCCCCCAAAGAAAUGCCACCCCACACCAUUACUGACCCACUGCCAAACCGGUCAUGCUGGAGGAUGUUGCAGGCAGCAGAACAUUCUCCACAGCGUUUCCAGACUCUGUCACGUCUGUCACGUGUGCUCAGUGUGAACCUGCAUUCAUCUGUGAAGAGCACAGGGCGCCAGUGGUGAAUUUGCCAAUCUUGGUGUUCUCUGGCAAAUGCCAAACGUCCUGCACGGUGUUGGGCUGUAAGCACAACCCCCACCUGUGGACGUCGGGCCCUCAUAUCACCCUCAUGGAGUCUGUUUCUGACUGUUUGAGCAGACACAUGCACAUUUGUGGCCUGCUGGAGGUCAUUUUGCAGGGCUCUGGCAGUGCUCUUCCUGUUCCUCCUUGCACAAAGGCAGAGGUAGCGGUCCUUCUACUGGGUUUUUGCCCUCCUACGGCCUCCUCCACGUCUCCUGAUGUACUGGCCUGUCUCCUGGUAGUGCCUCCAUGCUCUGGACACUACGCUGACAGACACGGCAAACCUUCUUGCCACAGUACGCAUUGAUGUGCCAUCCUGGAUGAGCUGCACUACCUGAGCCACUUAUGUGGGUUGUAGACUCCGUCUCAUGCGACCACUAGAGUGAAAGCACCGCCAGCAUUCAAAAGUGACCAAAACAUCAACCAGGAAGCAUAGGAACUGAGAAGUGGUCUGUGGUCACCACCUGCAGAACCACUCCUUUAUUGGGGGUGUCUUGCUAAUUGCCUAUAAUUUCCACCUGUUGUCUAUCCCAUUUGCACAAAAGCAUGUGAAAUUGAUUGUCACUCAGUGUUGCUUCCUAAGUGGACAGUUUGAUUUCACAGAAGUGUGAUUGACUUGGAGUUACAUUGUGUUGUUUAACCCCUUAAAACCAGAGGGCGUAAUAGUACGCCCUCCGGUUUUUCUUACUUACCCGGUGGCAGGCGAUCUCACGCCCGCGAUCGCGGUUGGGGAGACUCACCUGGGAUCCCAGGGAGUCCCCUGCGGCGGAUCCUUCCUCCUCCGCCCCCCCCGGCCAUGUGAGAGUGAGGUCCUUGCGAGGUUAGCUGCAGUCCCCCUGCAUUGCCAGCAGGGGGACUGCCUGUAAUGACAGUUAGUCCCCCUGCUGGCUUGAAAUCAAAUAAAAUAAAGUUAAUCAGUGUAAAAAAAAAUAUAUAUAUAUAUGCUUAGAUCAUAUGUAUAUAUAUUAUAUAUAUAUGAUCUAAGUAUAUAUAUAUAUAUAUAUAUAUAUAUAUACAGGAUAUAUAUACACAUAUACAUACACACACAUACACUGUCUAGGUGUAUUUUACUAUUAAUUUAUAUAUAAUUAUAUAUAUAUUAAUAUCAAAUUAUACGUAGACUGAUACUGAUUAAAUAUAUGUAUAUAAUUAUUGUUAUAUAUAUAUUUAGAUAUAAUAUACAAAAAAUAUGUAAAUACGUUAAAAAAUUUUUAAAAAUAAAUAAUUAAAAAAUAUAUAGAUGUGUGUUAUUUAGUUCUAACUGUAUUGUGAUAUUAAUAUAUUUAUAUCAAAAUACACGUAGAACGAAAUAAUAUAUAUCUAUAUACAUAAAUAUAUACGUAUAUAUUACUAUAUAAAUACGUAAAAAUAAAAAUAAAAAAUAAAUAAAAAUAAAUAAUUAAAAAAUAUAUAGAUGUGUGUUAUUUCGUUCUAACUGUAUUGUGAUAUUAAUAUAUAUAUAUUUAUAUCAAAAUACAUGUAGAACAAAAUAAUAUAUAUCUAUAUACAUAAAUAUAUACUUAUAUAUCACUAUAUAUACCUAGCUUUAUGACCCUCUGCUAAGAUGGUGUCUAUUUUCUAACAAACCUGUGUCUUAUCUACACUCAUGUCGCUUUAACCCCUGUAUCACAACUCAACUUUGAAUUCUAUGUGUCGUUUUGCUCAGAAAUGCUUUAGACUUGAGAAAGGGAGGUUCUCCCGAAAGCUUGUCAUUAAAAAAUUCUGUUAGUCCAAUAAAAAAGGUAUUACAAGAUAAGAAUUUUAUCUGUUUUUUUACAUCUACAUCACUGGACUAAUACGGCUACAAUCUCUACUUGAACACUAUAUAUACCUAUAUAUAAAUAAAAAUAUUUUUAAAAAAUUAUAUAUAUAUUCAUAUAUAUACACAUACGUAUAUAUAUAUAUAUAUAUAUACAUAUAUUAAUUCUACAUAUAUAUUUAUGUAACAUUUUUACAUAAUUAGGUAUUUUAAUUAAUUACAAUUAGCGGGACCUGCCUGACAACCCAUGCCGAAAGUAUAGGGAAUUUAAUUUGCUUGCACUAUAUUUAACCCUAUAACUUUCCAAGACACUAUAAAACCUGUACCUGGGUAAUUUUCAUUCUUAGCCUACCAUAGGGUCUCAAAGGCAACGUAACCAAUCUGGCGAAUUUUAAUGUGAAAAAAAUGAAACAGAAGCCUUAUAUUUCACGCUGUAACUUUUGAAAACACCAUAAAACCUGCACAUGAGGGGUACUGUUGUACUCGGGAGACUUCGGUGAACACAAAUAUUAGUGUCAAAACAGUAAAAUGUAUUACAAUGAUGAUAUCGCCAGUAAAAGUGAAGUUUUUUGCAUUUUUCACACACAAACAGCAAUUACAUGGACGAUAUUAUUGCUGUGAUACUUUUUACUGUUUUGAAACACAAAUAUUUGUGUUCAGCGAAGUCUCCCGAGUACAACAGUACCCCUCAUGUGCAGGUUUUAUGGUGUUUUCAAAAGUUACAGCGUGAAAUAUAAGGCUUGCGUUUCAUUUUUUUCACAUAAAAAAUCGCCAGAUUGGUUACGUUGCCUUUGAGACCCUAUGGUAGCCCAAGAAUGAAAAUUACCCAUAUGAUGGCAUACCAUUUGCAAUAGUAGACAACCCAAGGUAUUGCAAAUGGGGUAUGUCCAGUCUUUUUUAGUAGCCACUUAGUCACAAAAACUGGCCAAAAUUGGCGUUCUUUGCAUAUUUCACACACAAACAAAUAUUAAUGCUUUCUUUGGCCAGUGUUUGUGACCAAAUGGCUACUAAAAAAGACUGGACAUACCCCAUUUGCAAUACCUUGGGUUGUCUACUAUUGCAAAUUGUAUGCCAUUAUAGGUGUAAAUUUCAUUCCUGGGCGACUAUACAGUCUCAAAGGCAACGUAACCAAUCUGGCGAAUUUCAAUUUCAAAUGUAACGUGCUAUAUUUGACCCUGUAACUUCCCAAAACACCAUAAAACCUGUACAUAGAGGGUACUGUUUUACACGUGAGACUUGGUUACGUUGCCUUUGAGACCCUAUGGUAGGCUAAGAAUGAAAAUUACCCAUACUAAAAAAGACUGGACAUACCCUAUUUGUAAUACCUUGGGUUGUCUACUAUUGCAAAUUGUAUGCCAUUAUGGGUGUAAAUUUCAUUCCUGGGCUACUCAACAGUCUCAAAGGCAACGUAACCAAUCUGGCGAAUUUCAAUUUCAAAUGUAACGUGUAUUUGACCCUGUAACUUCCCAAAACGCCAUAAAACCUGUACAUAGGGGGUACUGUUUUGCACGUGAGACUUUGCUAAAUACAAAUAUGUGUAUUUUAUUGCAGUAAUAGCAAACAGUAUUAUGACAUUGACAGUUAAAAUGUCAUGUAGAACUAAAAAAAUCAAAAUAAAUCUUUUCUCCCAAUUUUUUUAUAUUAAAUUAUGUUUCAUAGCUAAAUAUUUGAUAUUAAAUGAAAGCCCUAUUUCCCCUGAAUAAAAUGAUAUAUAAUAAGGGUGGGUGCAUUUAAUAUGAAAGAGGUGAAUUACGGUUGGACAGACAUGUAUCGCAAAUGCCAGAUUUUGUUUACGUUUUGUUUUGUUCACAACGUGUACAUUUGGCUCUGUCCUUAAGGGGUUAAGUGUUCCCUUAAUUUUUUUGAGCAGUGUAUAUUUCUAUGCAGUUCGGAAUGCUGCAUUUCCAUGAUAAUGAAUUUUUUUAAAUAGCGUCACAUUUUACACUCUCUGUAUACCCCUCCAAACAGUCAGAGGAUGCUGCAGGAACAUGCUCGCAUUUCCCUGGUUCUGUAACUAUUUCUCUGUAAAUAAAACUGUUAAAUGAUAUGUACACACCUUUGUGGGAUUCUAUUUGUAGGGAAUAUAAUACAUAAUUCUAAUUCCCCAAUAGUAUAACUAUUCUCUUUUGAUGUUUGGUAUUUUUUUUUUACUACAAGUAUACCUCAAAGUUGUAAAUCUAGCCUCUCAUGGUAAAGAGUUCAUAAAAUUGCUAAUAAUAACGUGUUGUAUUCCUGAUUACUCUACUUAUAAAUUUGUCAUUUUUACCUUCCCUGCCCUAAAAAUGUACCAGCUUUAAUUCAUUUUCUUCUGAAAAUAGUUGAGAUUAUUAUCUAUGCACAUGAUGCAUGCAUAUAUUUUUCUCUUUUAAUGGCAGAUGGAUAUGGGACAGUGAUCUAGCUGCAACAUUUUUUUUUCAUAUAAACAACUGUUGCAGAAACACAGAGAAAAGGAUCAUCUUGCUCCUAACCUUGCUUGUUGAAUCAUAUAUUUCCAUCCUGUUACUUAUCGACCUUGCUUGUCCUAACCUCCAGUCCUAACAAUGAAGAGUAGCUGGGUUGGCAGUGAAUCACAGCUCAUAUUUUAAAGCUGCAGUACGAAGCCAUUGUUGGGCUUCUGGAAAACAACGUGUUAACAUAAUUGAUCAAAUCUGCUGUACAAAGGCAAUUUCAUUUGGUACGUAAGAGCAGAUCGAGUGCUUUCUCUUCCAGUCCAGGGAUGUGUCAUGUCAAAUAAUUAACUAGACAGAAUCCUGCCAUCAAUCAUAAUAUAUUCCCUUUUAUUAAAGGGCACGUUUUAUCUAGAUAGUGCAUUAAAUCCUUGUAAAUUACAAACUCUAUAUUUUUUGCAGGCUAUUCCCAUCAAGUUACCGUAAAGUUUGUAAAAAAGUCAGCAACAAAUUUGAAACAUUCCAGCCCACCCAUGGUCUUCUAUACAUAUUAAUGUGUGUGUAACUGUGUGCCUGUAACUGUUUGUGACUGUAUGCAUGUAAUUGUGUUUGUAGCUGCAUGCCUGUAACUGUGUGUGUAUGUUUAUAUACCUGUGUAUGGUACUGUGUGCAUGUGGCUGUUUGUGACAUUGUAUGUGUGUGCAUGUGGCUGUAUGUGACAGUGUAUGUGUAUGACUAUGUGUGCAUGUGGCUGUAUGUGACAGUGAAUGUGUGUGCAUGUGGCUGUAUGUGACAGUGUAUGUGUAUGACUAUGUGUGCAUGUGGCUGUAUGUGACAGUAUAUGUGUGCAUGUGGCUGUAUUUGACAGUGUAUGUGUAUGACUAUGUGUGCAUGUGGCUGUAUGUGACAGUGUAUGUGUAUGACUAUGUGUGCAUGUGGCUGUAUGUGACAGUGUAUGUGUGUGACUAUGUGUGCAUGUGGCUGUAUGUGACAGUGUAUGUGUAUGACUAUGUGUGCAUGUGGCUGUAUGUGACAGUGAAUGUGUGUGCAUGUGGCUGUAUGUGACAGUGUAUGUGUGUGACUAUGUGUGCAUGUGGCUGUAUGUGACAGUAUAUGUGUGCAUGUGGCUGUAUAAGACAGUGUAUGUGUGUGCCUGUAUUUCACUGUGUGCAUGUGCCUGUGUUGGUGAGAUUAUGUGCCUGUGUGUAACUAUGUGCAUGUGGCUGUGUGCUCGUGUUUGACUAUAUGUAAAUGUAUGAGACAUAGUCUAUAUGUGUAACUGUGUCAAGGUAGGCAUAUAUGUCAGUUACUAUGUAUAUAAUUGUGUGAUUAUGUAUGUUAUGGCACUGUGUGACUGUGUGUAUGUAACUUUACAUGUGUAUGUGACUGUAUCUAUAUUUAAAUGUGAGUGCAUGUAUGAAUGCAUGUCCAUGUAUGUAUGCAUGUAACUGUGUAUGUACGUGCAGGUACAGUAAGGAUAAGCAGAUUUAGAAACGGGGGAUUACGAGAAACAAGAUGGGUCAGGAGAAUACACAAAAAGGAAUGAAUGGAUGCGGAGUGACUCAGAGAAUUUUAGAACUGAAGGGGUGCCAACAUACAUAGUUGCCCCGUGUGCCACGUGACCUAUGUACACCUCUGACUGACACCCUUGCUACUCUACUGUGCAUAGAGCAGGUCUAAUAUCAGUACUCCAUGCACAUCCAGGACACUGGCUAAUAUUCCCAGAAUGCUUGCUGCUUGAACAGAAAAAAGGUUCUUAAUACCAAGUGCUUUUAUUUAUUAAAUAUGCAAAAACUAUCACUCAUGCAUGGAAAAAACUAGAGAGAUUUAAAAAAAAAAAAAUUUUUACUUUUGAUUUUCUCUCAAUUUUAAUAAAGCAACGAAACCAUUUUAAAAAGAACAUUAAGAAGAAAACAUAAUGAAUUAUAAACACCAGAAAGUGGUGCCGUACUUGAAUCAUUGCUACUCGCCAUCUUGAAGUUAUUAGUGUAAAUAAGAGAUCACAUUUUUUGCAUUCUAUAGUACUUACACAGGGGCCACUCACAGACAAUGCUGGUCUAUAUAUACUUACCAAGCAUUACUCAUGACCUACAAAUGUGUAGAAUUAUUUUGGCACAUGGUAAAGGAAGAAAAUUCUGUCUUUUGUAAAACUCUGCAAAUAACGUUUUUGAUUUAAAAAUGUGUUGUCUAAUAUUUUAUAUAAAGUGUCAGUCGUGCAGAGCCAUGAAAAAGUGGAAAGUUUGUAAAAGACUAUUCCUAAGUAUCACCGGUCAGUCAUCAAAAAUACAUUCACAGUAUACACUACACCCAUGCACAAUGCCUAUCACACAUACAUACGGUAUACACAAUAUAAUGCAUUUAGCACCCACAGUAACACACAGCUUGAACAUGACACCCACAAAGAACACAGGUCUCACAUGAAAACAAAUGUACAUACACCAAACAUAGCAUAAAUGUAGGUGAUGCAUCCUAGAAGGCAUAUCGACUCACACUUUUGGGGAUAUUCACCGAAGUGACAACUCAAAGUGAAUUUCAAUAUUAAGGUCAAAAUAGCCAAAGUGGAAAAGUCGCUUUUAGUUCAACUAUUCUGGCUUUAAAUUUUAAAUUUACUUUGGAAUUCAAAUGAAAUUCUCACUUUAGUAGAUAACCCUAUUUAUGUGCCUGUGGUUUUUAACUCAAUCUGAGAUGCCGUAGAUAACAUAUCCCCGAUCAGCUAACAGGGUCCGAGUUAGGCCAUCAGCCACUUUGCAGGACAAACAUCACCCUGUGUUUGAUCCAGAGUGCUGUCCGACAUCUACAUACGAUCUGGCAAUUUUGAUUUCUUGGUAUCUCAGAAGGGGAAUACCAGAGAAAGGUUCCAAAAAGUGAUGUUUGUGCAUGUCCGUGAAGACAAUCACACUACACAAGGUCAAGCCUGCAUUUGUACAGCUACGCUGAUGAGCGUUCUGGACAAAUGGCACGCAGUGCAAGCUGGCAAAGCAUCAUGGGAGAGAGCUAAAAGGGUGUGUGUCAUUUGACUGGCCCACUCAGAGCAACCAAUACACAUAGUUCUAUUAAAACCUAAGAUAUUGGGACUGUCCUACCAACUGUAGGACUGUUGGGAGUUACAAAGUUGUAUCUCUGCAACAGCUGGGGCUCUGCCAUUUCGCCACCCAUGGCCUAGAAACGUGUCUUUAGAGGGAAAAAUUACUGAUCUUACAUUGCACUAAGUUAUUUGGAAAUUCCUUAUUUGGGCUUAAGUUUGCUUCUUUUUGCUGGGUUGCCUUUUUUUAUUUUUUGUUGUUUUUCUUUUUUUCUGUUCAAUACUAAUAUUCUACAUCUGCACCUAAUCUUGAUUACUCACAAAUUCGUUUAUAUUGAAUUGAAUCUGAGAGCCAAAACAAUGUGAGCUGCUCUCUUCUAUUUCACUCAGGGAGUUCAAGAAGCCUGGAUCUUAGAACACGUAUCUCUCAGUGUCUUAUUAUUUUGGUAUUUCCACGAGUUGUUUCAGCCCUGAGUCACUGGCCUCAUCAGGAAAAUAUUAUAUUUUUAUUGCAGCUGAAAUUUGUAAUCAGAGUUUCACUUGGUAUGGUUUACACAUUAGUUUGAAUUCAGCAUUGCCUGUGGACUAAAGCACAUUCCCAAAAAAGCAAAAAACUGUGUUUUCAUAAAAAACAGUUUUUUAGUAGAGUAUCUUUAUGAUAUAUUAAUAUUAUAUUUAUGAUGUAUUCAGUGUAUAUUGAAGCGAUUAAAGGUAAGUAUUUUUUUCCGUUACAGGUUCAUUUAAAAUUAUGAAAGUGAAUAGUGCAGUGUCAAAGCAUUAUAAAUUGUAAAACACAAAUGGUCCUACCAUGUUAGCUGUACUCCAUCAAAUGGAUUAAAGUCCUUUACUCAAAAACUAAAUUAUUUUUGGACAUAAUGUGCAAUGGGGGACACAAAAAGGCAUCUGUGAGGAAGUAACUUGCACCUCCCUUCUUUGUGCUCCCUCACUUUAUGUCCAAAUAUAAUUUUGUUUUCAGGUCCUGAAUGUAGGACCCGGUAAUGGUGACGCAUUUAAUAAAGUUACACCCUGCCUUAUAAAAAUCAUAACAGGGAUAGUGGGCAUUGAAAGCCAGUGAGCUAUAGACAUUUCAUCAGAGGGAACCUGAUUCAUUAUUAAACCAUAUCCAAACUGUUUCCUCGUGAUGACUCUAAGCACCGCUACAACUUCAACUAAUUCAAGUAGUUAUAGUGCCCAGGGUAUCCCUUUCAUUGCGCACCAGAUUGUGUAACUAUAUAUUAUACAAUUGUCAGUCUUUUGAUAAUUUUUUUAAAAUUAAAUUAAAAUAUAUAUAUAUUUUUUAAUGCGUUCGGUGUACAACACUGCAGAAAAAAUAUGUUGAUGCUUUGCAAAUAAACGUUAUAAUAAUGGAAGCUAUUUUAAGAGCAAAUAGAUAUGGCUUUCCAAUUCGAUAUGAGCUUGACAGCACCAGGACUUAUGGGUGUUCAUUUCUGCACUGUGUUAUAUAUGAAUAAGUUCAUAUAUUGAGUAGCAUGGUAUAGCUUUGCCCUUUUGUGUGUGCUACUUAUAUUCUAUAAUAGGGGUAGGUAACCUUCGGCACUCCAGAUGUUUUGGACUACAUUCCCAGGAUGAUUUGCCAGUAUUAUACCUUUAAGAGCAUUAUGGAAGAUGUAGUCCACAACAUCUGGAGUGCUGAAGAUUGCUUACCCCUGUAAUCUAUAUCUUAUUUUAGUGUCACAGAAAACCCGUCAAAAACAGAAUGUGACUAUACUGACAUAUACGUAGUAGUGGUCAGUCCGAUUAGCAGGUUAUCAUAUAAAUUUCAGUGUUCCUACAUUUUUCCACGGGAUGGUGCUGAAGGAAUUCCUACCUUAUGCUGUUUUCCUAGCAAGACGCCCCAAAAAAACAUAAUAGGAGGAAGUCCUGAUUUAGAACAUUUUUACAGCUUGAAUACAAUAGCAAUAGUCGGAGGAUGCUCUGGGCGGAAACAUUAGUUACUGGACAUGGAAAGAUCAGAAUCAUUAUUCUGCAGUAAAAAAAAACGUAUUCCUGUAACAAGCUGUGCAUUAAUUGGCACUUAGGCAGAGUCCGGGAGUGAAUGUGCGUAGUGUGAGGUGGAGUGUCCAUGGUGUGUAGGAUAAAUUUAUUGUAACAGUGUGAGAAAUGUUAAAGGAUCACGGAAUGCUGACUUUCAAACUCUAAACUGGCUCGGGUGAUCUGGUAUGACCCUAACUUCUGUUCCUUAUUGGGAAUGGUAAGUUUCAUCCAUCCCUAGUAUCAAUUUUACGGUAGACAUGUUGUGCUAUACAUUACUUGCUUGUUGAUUUGAUAGUUUUUAUAAUUAACGAAAUUAUGUUUUGAUUUAUCGUCUUUAAUCAGAAAAUAUGAGAUUUUUUUUUCCUUGAAUUAUGUUAUUGUAAUCAAGUUGGUCUGUAGAUGUGGAGCCAAUGGCAGUUUCUUUUCCCUGCACCCCAAUAAAUGCUAAUGCAAGGUGAAAAAAGGUGAAAAACUUACGCUGCUUUGUUGCAAUUUUGCUGUUAUCUAACACAGAAAUGCAAUACAGGUGCAUGCAUGGUCGCCAUUUUCUGCUGCUUUGCGUGUGUGCUGUGUGUACGGCAUUGCCAGAGUUAGCUCACUUGCAAGCUUUGCCCGGAAAAGCAUGUGAAUAAAAAUGAAAGAAUCUGUAUAGAUUAAAAAUAAAACCAUAGCCAAUUGCUACAUUUCUGUUGACUAUUAGGUUGUGCUAAGAUUUAGGUAGUAACAGUUGCUCUUUAAGGCAAUUUUGGCAAAGAAUCAUGGGAGCAGCAGUUCUAAACAUUUGGGAGUCUGCUGUAUGACCAUUCUUGCCUUAGAUCAGCAGGCAACCUGCGGCACUCCAGAUGUUAGAAUUAUGACGUUAAGAGCAUUAUGGGAGACGUAGUCCUUCACAUCUGGAGUACGGAAGGUUGCCUACCCCUGUCCUAGAUUAUUUUAGGUAAUAGAAUCCAGAGAAACAUUUUAACUUUGUCAAUGUCUGUAAACCUGCUAGAAUUAUUUUGAUGCUAUUCAACUACUGAAGAGUUUUAAAGGCAGAUUGUAAUUACGAUCAUUUACAAAAAAAGAAAAACGCGCGCAGCUAUGUUCACAUUUAACUCCUUCAGGACCGUUGUAUAAGGACCGUCACAGUAACCUGAGAUUUGCCUCAGACUUUGUCCCAGAAUCGACUGAGAAAGGAAAGAUGUCUGUAAGCAAUUUAUAACCAUCAUUAAUCUAAUGGCUUAUUAUGAUGUUUAUAACCUAUAUGCAUGUCUGCACGUGUUCCGAUAGAACUGGAAGUGGUCAUGGAUGGGUUAAUGUGUCUGAGAGAUUUAACAACGGAAGUGAACAGUUGUGAUUUUAAGCUGGGGCAGAUGUAAGAGUCCAGAUUUCCUGUGGCCUAUUUUCCAGUUUCCUGCCUGUAACCUACAGAAAUACAGGAACUCAAAAAACAACAGAAAAAGCAAAACCAGUACAAACGUUGUUCUCAAAGAAAUCACUGCUAUCUUCGUUACACAGGAGACCAAUUAUUCACAAUGUUCUGCUUAUUUGACAUCAGAUUGUUCCUGCCUCCCUUUAGAUUACUGAGCCUCCCUUCUUUUUUUUAAGACUAAAAAUGUAAAAAAACUAAAUCUGCCAUAAAAACUUGCCUGUUAUUUGGGUUUGGACAAUCUAUUCUCAAAGGUUGUUCUGUCUUCUGUGAUAGCAUCAGGAUUGAUGAAAUCUGUCGAGUACAAUGCAUCUCAUUCAAACAUCCACUCAUAGAAGAGCAAAACAGCAGUCUACAUGGCUGGGCUCAAACUAAAGGACCACUGCGCCCACACCACUUCAUUGAGACAAAAUGAUCAGGGUAACUUUAGUGGUCCUUUAAUUGAACUUUAGUCACACACUGGAGGCUCUUGUAGGGUCUAGCAGGCUAUCAACAAAGCAAGAGAAAACAAGAAUCUAAAUUAAAGUCCAUCUGUCACUGUUUAGUAUUUAUGAAAUAAUGAUUAAGACGGCGUUGGAAUUUCAAUGAUUUCAAUGAAAUUCCAAUGCAGUCCAAAGAUUCCAUAAGUCCAAGAAGGAACUAUUUUGUCUUAUGGUAAAGAUUGAGGUUGACAAAAGGCAGAGUUCCAUUGUCAACGUUUGUCCAAUCCUAGCAGCCUUCACAAAUGAAGCCUGUGGGAUUCAGGCCUGUCUAAAGAGGAUCUUGAAUACACAAGAGUACAGCACAGACGUGGCUCCUGGCAACUGAAGUGUCGAAGAAGACAGCAGCAUGAAGAUGGUAGCAGCCACAAGGGACAGCAUGAGGUAAGUAAAACUUACCUCCACUGCACCUCCAGACCCACAUUGAAACUGUCAGUUUUUGGGGUCAGACCCCUGAAAGUGAUAGAUCUGCUUUAAACACGCUGUGCAAUAAGGAGAGCUAAAAAAUGUAGACUCUUUUCCAGGAAGUGUGUAUGGAAUAAUGUGUGAGUCACAACAGGGAAGGUGUGGCUAGGGAUGCAUAAAUAAAAUUCUAUACACCAAAACCACUUUAUUACACUAACGUUGUUUUAGUGGUCAGAGUGUCUGUUUAAAUCACUAAACUGGGAACUUUGGUGUAUUGACAAGAGAUUUGCAUAUGUUAGAAAAAAAACAUAUUCUAGUGAAUUAACCAAUGAGUCUUUGUUUGUUCUUUUGCCAGGGAAAGUGGACAAACUAUUUAUAUGUUGAAGAUAUAGUUUUGACGUUGAUUGUUUUAUAAAGAGGUUAGAUGUGCCUGCUCUUGUUGGGUCAGGUAAAGACAAAACCUGAAAAUCACCGUUGUACGCUGAGUAAUAAGAAUCCCAAGUUGUGUUUUUAGUGGAAACUCAGACACCAUAUCUCUCGCCAGCUUUUAAAUUAAGUGUUUAAAACUGAUGUUACAUGCUUUAGUUAGCGUUGAUACUUUGCUCUAUUACAGCGUUUCCCAAUUGGUGUUCCACCAUUGGAACACUAAUUGGGAUUCAGCCGAAAAAUUUGAAAACAAAAAUGGCCACUGGCGGCGAGGAAGCAGUGAGCUCUGAUCUCCCUGCUCAGCUCCUUUGCACGCACAGCAGUGAUGCCGGAGCCGAAAUAUGACGUCACUCCUGCAUCACUAGGAGGCGCACAACGGAGCUGAGUAGGGAGAUCAGAGCUCCCUCGCCGCCCGCCUCCACCGCUCACCGGUCUGUCCCUCGCCGCCAGCCAAGCUGCAGCCAUCACCACUGGACCCCAGGGACUUCAUGCCAGCAGCCACACUGGACCCCAGGGACUCCAUGCCAGCACUCCUAAAGGUAGGUGGCUGGGUGGAGUAAAAUGUAAAAAAAAAAAUUGUAUGUGUGUCUGUUUGUCAGUGAGAGUGAAUGUGUGCUUGUCAGUGAGUGUAUGUGUUUGGCAGUGAGAAUGUAUCUGUUCUUGUCAAUGAGACUGUAUAUGUGUUUGUAUGUUUGUCUGUAAAAGAGUGUGUAUUUGUUAGUGAGAGUGUAUGUGUGUUUGGCAGUGAGAGUGUAUGUGUGCAUGUCAGUGAGAGUGUAUGUGUGUCUGUCAAAGAGUGUGUGUGUGUGUGUCAGUGUGUGUAUUUGUGUCAAGGUUUGUAUAUGUGUCACUGUGUACAUCUAAGUGUGUGUGUGUAUGUGCCAGUAUGUAUCAGUGUGUUUGUAUGCGCCUGUGUGUGUGUAUCUGAGUGUGUCAGUGUGUAUCUGUGGGUGCAAGUCUGUGUAUGUCACUGUGUGUAUCUGAGUUUGUGUAUGUAUUUGUAAGUCAAGGUGUGUGUAUCUGUGUGUCAGUGUGUAUCUGUGUGCCAGUGUGUGUAUAUAUCUGUGUGUCAGAUACAUAUACACACUGACACAGAGAUACACACACUGGCGCUUAGAAACACAGAUAUACACACCUUGACACACACCGGCAUAUGCAAACACAGAUACACACACCUUGACACACAGAUACACACAGUGUGUUAAGGUGUGUGUAUCUGUGUGCCACUAUCUGCCAGUGUGUAUCUGUGUGUCAGAUUCAUACACACUGGCACAUACAAACGCAGAUACACACACCUUGACACACAGGUACACACAGUGUGUUAAAGUGUGUGUAUCUGUGUGCCACUAGCUGCCAGUGUGUAUCUGUGUGUCAGAUUCAUACACACUGGCACAUACAAACACAGAUACACACACCUUGAUACACAUACAAACACAGAUACACAGACUUUGAAACAGACGCACACACCUUAACACACAGAUACAUACAUACACACACACUCACAGGUCUCAAGGUGUGUGUAUCUGUCAGUGUGUUUAUCUGUGUGCCACUAUCUGCCAGUGUGUGUAUCUGUGUGUCAGAUUCAUACACACUGGCUUAUACAAACACACACACACCUUGACACAGAGAUACACACACACACACUGUGUGUGUAUCUGUGUGUCAGAUAUACAACUGGCACAUACAAGCACAGAUAUACACACACCGGCACAUAAAAAAAACAACAACAAAAAAUGACGCAAGUGAAAUUUUUUGUGAGGGACCACAGGAUCUGUGUUGAUUCCUUGAUCCCAGAAGCAAGGAGGUACAAUCCCAUAUAAUAGCAAUUUACUAUAGGUGGAUAAAAGUGGGAAUAGAGCUCCCAGGCAGUAAAUAGUAAUACAUGGGUUGUCCUGGUCCAUAUAUCAGAGUGCAGAUGAGCAAGGAGAAGGCUGGAAACCGGAUAUCACUGUUGUAGACUCUGAAGAACCAAAACAAUGUAACAGAGAGUCUUAGAGGGUUUUAUAGACAAGUCAGCCACAAAGAAGCAUGUCCGGUGUGUUGCUGCCACAGUGGUGUGUGGAUAGAUACAUCAUGUAUGAUCACGAAUGAGAAUAACACGUCUAGCUUGCACUCCAAACACUACAACUGGUGGAAGGAACCACAUACACCACAGACUCAGUGUGCAUUCUGGAUGGUGUCUGACCACACACACAAGGACCAUAAUGACCUCUGCCAGGUCUACUCUGUGCACCACGAGACGAUUAGACUUCUUUAGAAAAAGAUAUAGCGUACAUUAGCCUUGAUUAGUGAUUCCUCACUUCCUCGGCUUCUUUUCAGCCCUGUAUUUUGAUGAUGAGCACAUUCUUUUUUUGCGAGCAUUUACAUUGUGUGAUUGCUAGUGUAGUGAAAAUAAAAAUUUCCAUAAUACUGUGUGUUACCUACAUGUGAGAUAUAUUAUUCAGCUAUGAUGGGACAUCUUCUCUUACAAGUCUCUAGACGGCAUUUAGCUCUUCAUAGGCUUUGGUAAUCCGCUUCAUGGGAGGAAUAUUCUUCAAAGAAGAGUAGAUAGUUGUACGUGCAUGGUACACAGAUAUUGACCACAGCAACCCAACCAACCUGGACCACUGCAUUACUGGAAUAGCCUCACAGUGAAGGUAUAGGCUAAUAUAGUAAAGGAACUAGGGAAUGAAUGUCUUGUGCAGUAUUCUGUAGUGGUUAUGAUGGGACAAACCAGUUUACAAAAUUGUCCCUUUGUUUUAGGCCCACAUCUGGCUGUUUAGUAAAUAGUUCCCUGAUUCAAGUUAAGGAGCUGUUUAGUAGCUGAUUUGGUACCCUUAUUGAGAUUGCCAUAUUUAAGGAUGUCAAAUUAGGGAGCUAUCUACUAGACACCUAAGCUCCCUAAUUUGGAACCCUUAUAUGUGGCAAUCCCACAUAAGGUACUAAUUUCAAGGAUGUACAAGAAUGAACAAAUCAUGCAUGGAAGAAUUUCUUGAUCGUGCGAUUAGUUUAUUCUACCAUUGUGCCAUUUGGACGAAUUCCCGAAUGCGAUGAUUUUCGUCUGAAAUGUGAGUCUUCAAAAAAGAAAUGCCCAAGUCUAGUUAUUAUUUCUUGGCAUGGCAGCAUACUUACAUCUCUUGUGUAGUCUGUAAUAACAGGCCUGCCCUCUAGUGGCGCAUUUUGUCAUGAAACAGAAAUUCUGUAUUUUCUAUUUAAUUUCUUUAUUUUUGUUGUGGAAAUUUCCACAGAUUUUAAUGACAAUAUACAGAUAUCUGAUGGAUAAGAGUUAAACAAUUUAAACAGAACGUGCAUUUAUAUCAUACAUACAUCAUUCUUGGUUAAGCGUCCCAGCAGCUCAGGUGAAGGUGACAUGUGUAAGAAGAGUGUAUAGGUAGCUCCCGAGUCAGCAUCUCAUUCUAGCCGCUGCUGUGGACUUAAAGUGUGCCCUGUGGUAUAGCCCUCUAACAGCCUGUGUGGGUCUGAUAUUAAGACAUUAGUAGCACGUUUCGGCCGCUCAUCCAGGCAUAUAUCUUUAAUCUGGGAUAGCUCAUAGCGGCUUAAGCUCAACAGCCUGGCUCAGCGUGUCGACAGGGCUAUCGGCUUUUGGGGUAGUCCCCAUUGGUAGGGCAUUUGGGCGGCUUGUGUACCGUUAAGGUAUAUGCCUUGGUGGGGCCUGUUAGUGACUCUUACGGAGUCAUAAUGCUUACUGUGGUAGGGCUCCACUACAACUCACGUGGGGUAAGGCAAGCACCUCGACAGCAUAGGUUGGCAUCUCUAGUGGGAUGAACAUGAGCCUUUUGCAAAAUGUGUGAAUGUUUCUCGUGUGGUUAAAUUAGACAUGGUGACAAUGCCUGUCAGUGGCUGUUGUGGGGUUAAAAUAAACUCUGGAGUCAAUAUCAGCCCAUUGGUAGGGCAUGUUAGAGGCUCUUGUAGUUUAAAGCUUCACAGAACAAAAAGAAAAAUAAAGGUAUUGGAUUAACUAAAGAGUUUGUGUUGUCCCUGUUAGUCCUCUAUAGUUCCUGCUGUUAGUCUUUCGUAGAACCUACUGUGGCCUUGCGAAACGAUGGAGCCUUAAUGAUAACGUAGGUUGUGUGGACAAGAGGGUCUUUUUAUGGGGGUCUUCUUGCCCCAGCGGGUGCGUGUCUCCUGUGGGUCCGUUUCCUAAUUUCUGCUUCGCAUUAGGGGUCACUGCUUUCUGGUCUCCUGUUGUGAGCUGCUCCGAGGGGGUCGAUGUUGGUAUAUUGAGUCUUUUUAGGAACUCUGUGUGGUCUUCAGCAGCCAACAGGGUGUGUAUCGCAUCUCCCUGCGGUACCACCAGUGUUCCGGACAACCCCCAUCGGUAUUUAAUGCCAUGAUCUCGCAGAGUCCGGGUGAGGAGCAUGAACUUGCGCCGUUCGAGGAGGACUGUGAAGGGUAAGUCAUCAUAUAUCGAAAUCCUAUUGUUUGCAAUCACCAGGUUUGGCUUUUGUCUAGAUCGUGCCAUGACAGUGGUUUUCAGUGAUAUAUCUCUUGAAACAACUAUGAUGUCGCGGGGUGCAUCCGCGGGUGCUGUGGGGGCCUUCCUGACCCUGUAGGCUGACACUAGUGGUGGCCGUUCGUCUUCUGUCUGAACUCCCAGUGCUUGCAGGACCUCAUUGGCAAACUCGAACAGAGCUUCUUGGCCUAUUGUCUCUGUGGCCCCGUGGAUUCUGAAAUCUUUCCGUCGGUGGCGUGUUUCUAGGGAGGUCACCGUGCAUGUAAGGUGUUGCACUUGGUGGGUGAGGGCAGUGACACGGGAGUCGGUGUCGUCGAUCUUUUUCCCCCUCUCCCCUUCUCGGGUCUCGAUUGCUCCCAUGCGGCGGUUCAAGCCUCCUAUUUCCUCCUGGACCGCAACGAGGUCCGCCUUCCACACCUCUCUCCCGCAGGAGGUUUUUUAUGUCUCCCUUGGUGGAUGGGGACUUAUCGAAGUCUGAUUCUGCUCUCUGGUACACUCUGCUGUGGGUCCGGGGUGCUUGAGCUGUCUCAUCCUCCAAUUUUUGAGCUGUGUUGCGGUAUUUAAAGUCAGAUUUUGGGUCUCUGGAGCCGGUGCUCUUCAAGUGUGCGACCGCUCAGUAGCUCAGCUAGCCACGCCCCCGUAUUUUCUAUUUAAUUUUUUUUUUUUAAGAUUUAACUGCUAUGUUUUAGAGCUAUAAAUUCAGAUUGAGAUCAUGGUGAUGGCACCACUACCCUUCUAAAUAGAUGCUGUUUUAAUUGACAUGUUUUUUAUAUUUCAGUAAGCAUGCAGCGCAAUAUAAUACAAUUUCUCAUCUCUUCUAGGUAUGGAGAGUGCUAUCACACUGUGGCAGUUUCUGUUGCAAUUGCUUCUCGAUCAAAAACAUGAACAUCUCAUCUGUUGGACUUCAAACGAUGGUGAAUUCAAGCUGCUCAAAGCCGAAGAAGUGGCCAAACUCUGGGGUCUACGGAAGAAUAAAACUAACAUGAACUAUGACAAGCUGAGCCGAGCCCUCCGGUACUAUUAUGAUAAGGUAAGGACAAUCAGCAAGCAGACUACUGUUCUUUAAUUUCACAGGAUGGUCACUGGAUGGUCAAAAAGGGGAGUCAAGGGGCCACGGUCUCAUUGGUUUGAUUGGACUAAUGGACAUUUUCACACACCUGACAUAAACAGGCACAGUGGGUCAUGUCUCCCAAAGCAGGGUUGUUUUGCUUUUUCAUCAGAAUACAUGGACUUCCCAAUUUACUGUAUAUUCCCAGAAGUAUAAUCAGUAGAAAUAUGUGUGUCUUUAUCCCCCGUUACCUCACGUACUGAAUUGGAGGGGGAACAAAAUAAAACAUUAUGUCAUAGCAUUAGCUAAAAUAACAUAAUAUGGUUUAUAUAAAGUGUUGAGAAUGAUUGAAUAAAAGCAUUCUAAGUCUGCCAUGCAUUACAUAAAGUUAAUUUAAUAAAGUUCUGAUAAGGAGAAUCAGUUUUAGCAUUAAGGUCGAUUUGAAAGUUAGCAUCUACAUUGCUCCAAAAGUACAUUAAAUUCCAUCUACACAUUAUGCUACCAGAAUUGCUAGCAAUUAUAAAUAAUGGGAGAUACAAUCUGUUUAAUAAUAAGUCUCAUCCCCCACCUGUCAAUCAAUUCUUCGGCCUAAAAUCAGGAUAGUUCUCAGUGCCAGCGAUUGAUUGACAGUGUGGAAAAAAAAAACAACUUCUUCUGCUGUCUAGAGGAGAAUAGGAAUUGAGUCAGACACUGAAGUGCUGGCUGCAUGUGAUGUGUCAGCAUCAGCCCAAACAGGCUCAAUCCUAUCAGAGAACCCAAGGCAUGGUGUAAAUCCCCAAAAAGCCGAUGAUGGAAAAAAUUAACUACUUACCUCUGCUGGAGCAAAGAUAAGUAGUUUUAUUUUUCACAAAAUGUUCAGUUGACUUUAACAUAAUAUCUACAAAAAAUGUAUUAUGAAUUACCUUAAGUGGGGGGUUUAAUCAACGUGAAUCUGUCACGACUGGUUCACUUUAAAUUAUUUUCCAACAAUAUAUAAUAUAUUGACAAUUACAUUUUUGUCUCUCUUGCUGAAAAGAAAAGUAUUUCCUAGCGUGCACUUGGAAAACUUGCUCCAGAUUGUACAUUGUUUUGUUUUCGAUCUGCGUAACUGGUGGGUAGGAAGGUUAAAUGUGUUUUUUUCCACCAAAUAUUCUUAGAAUAAUAUAUUUCAUGGUAGGUAAGUUAAGAUUUUUAACAAAAUAAUUCUUUAAACUUUAUGCACAGAACUGUUUUAAGUAACACAAUUUUAGACUAUAUUAGAAUUUCCUUUAAUUUGUUUAAUAAUUUACAUUAAGAUUAUGGUUUCAGUUUGAAACAGCUUUUCAUCCGAUCAAUGUGUUUUAUGUUGUAUCUCUACCUUUUAGAACAUUAUCAAAAAGGUAAUUGGACAGAAGUUUGUCUACAAGUUUGUCUCCUUCCCCGAGAUACUGAAAAUGGACCCACAUGCGGUGGAAGUCAGUAGGGAGAGUUUGUUGCUGCAGGACAGUGAUUGCAAGAUCCCUUCUGAUAUUCGAGAGAGACACAAGCAAACUUUGUCAGCAUUAAAAAGUGCCACUCGGAACGAAUAUAUCCACUCAGGCUUAUAUUCAUCAUUUACUAUAAAUUCGCUGCAAAAUCAGACAGACAGCUACAAAGCUAUAAAAAAUGAAAAUCUCCAAGAGCAGGAGGAUGAGGGAGAGGACGAAGAAGAAGACGAAGAAGAAAAACCAUUGGUCAGGAGCCCCGUGGAGGAAGUCAGAACUGUUAUAAGAUUUGUUACAAAUAAAACAGACAAGCAAGCCAUCCGGCCUGUAGUUUCCCUUCCAUCUACGUCAGAAUCAACAGCUGCAUCAGCUUUUUUAACAUCCUCUUUGUCCGCUAGAGGACCUUCGGAUAGAUCAAACAGAGCUAGUGUGUCUUCUUUGUCUCCAUGUUCCUCCCGAUCCCCAUCUCUGUCCCCUCAUUUGUCCUUUCCGACAGAGCACAGGGGUCUGUUCCUUGAUUACCCCUGCCACAACACAGACAGCGUGGAACCAUUAAAUCUCUCAGCGGGAUCCAAGAUGAAGCUAUCCUGCCAUCCUCCCAAAGCAAAGAAGCCAAAAGGCCUAGAGAUCUACUCUCCACCUCUUCUUCUUUCAAGUAGCGAUAUUGGAUCAAUCGCUCUCAACAGCCCGGCGCUCCCCUCUGGAUCGCUGACUCCAGCCUUUUUCACUGCUCAGGUAAGAAGCUGUGCUUCGAACAGAGAUACAAUGUACCAGUGCUUUUAGCAGUCCAGUGAAGUGUGAUUAAUAGAAUGUGCUAGUCACCAUUUGACACGUGGUUGUGUCAGAAACUGGUACGUCCUAGGUAAACAGGAGUUGUUAAGUUAUUCACAAACAUGAUGUGAAAAUAGUGUUUGGCAUAAAACAUAAAACUUACAAAAAAAGACUGAGAUUCACUAAAGUCAAAGUUCAGGAAAUUUAACCAAAUGGAUGUCACUGUGUCACUUGACCAUUUAUACGAAAUGUUACCACAAAGGAUCUGUCAUAUAUUUCUUGAAGAGACAAAAUGUUUACUUGUUCCCCACUAGGUAGAUCAAGCACAUACAAUUUUUUGGCUCUGUUGAGUAAAGUGUGGGUAUUAUUUAAAGUUAGCUUUAUUUUGGGGAAACGUAAGUAUUCUACAUUUCAUUUGUAAAGCAGUCCCAAUAGGGUGACUGCCUCUUCUGGCUUGUCCAUACCCAAUCUGUAAUUGUUAGUAGAUACCCCAUAUCCAAGACAGUCUAUAUAGUACCUGAAACAUUUAUAUAUUUCUGGUUUAUUCAUUAAUUGGUGAUUCCACGGCAUUGGAAAACAAAUUGCAAUAUAUGGGCGAAAGUAGCUGAUAUGUAAAGUUCUUUAACACAUACCAGUACAGGAUUUAAGCAUUUCCCUGUUGAGUCUAAAGUGUUUAAAGGGUGUAAAGAUCUGCUUUUAUUACAGCAAGGGUCCGGGUCCUGGGGGUAGUGGAUGGGAUGGCAGUAUCCCAGCUUAUUGUAAUUGUUCUGAUGAGUAGACUCAUUCCUGCCAGACUUUUAGCAGUAAACACUGUCUUUUCAGAGAAAAUGUAGUGUUUACAUUACAGCCUAGUGAUACCUCCAUGGCUGCUAGAGGCUGCUAGAGGUGCUUCCUUGGGCGGUGCUGCACAGUGUGACUGCUACUCAGUGUCUCCUCCCUCUGCAUGCAGACACUGAACUUUCCUCAUAAAGAAGUAUUGAUUCUGGUACUUGUAUACUAAAUGUUUACAUAUAGCACUGCAUGUGUAAAUAGUGUACUGAGAGUUUAUAUGGCGCUGCAUGUGGAAAUAGCCAACUAAGGGCUCAUUUCCACUCUGGUACACAUUACUGGACAAGACUUUUGAAAAGGGUGACUUGCCUGUCAGAGCACAGUGUUCCUACUGAGAAUUCAAAGAGGAGCCAUUUAACAAGCCUAGAGGGCUGGACAUCUCCUGUUCCCAAUUGUUAUUACCCUUCAUCCCACUGCACAUAGGGUAGUAUUGAUGAACUAGGCCCCGAAGUUUUAAUUUUUUAAUAAUGUAUUGAUAGGUAGAGACAAUUGACUCUCUUUAACCCCUUAAGGACACGACAUGUGUGACAUGUCAUGAUUCCCUUUUAUUCCAGAAGUUUGGUCCUUAAGGGGUUAAAGCAGGGAUGGGGAAUAUCCGGCCUGCGGACUCUAUAAGGCACGCAAAAUCACUUGGUCCGGCUCAUGGAGAGCCGGCCCUGCUGUCUGCCUUUCUCAGGCCGGUGGGAAGAUCUCCCUCACCGGCCUCCUCGCAGUUUGUUAAUGGAGACGGAAGGAGAUAAGACAUGGUAGAUUGCUGUCAGAAUGUCAUAAGGUGUCAAUAAUGUUUAACAAGCUCCCGUGUGGUCCUUAGUUCGUGGAACUGUUCGGUUCCUGAACAGCACAGGGAACCCAACCGAACGGAGUCUUUAAAAAUGCAUUUUUCACUUCUUUUUGCAGAGCCCAUAGGGGCAAGAGGCUGGCAAGCAGGCUCCUCCAUGUAACCUCGCCACAUAUCUCCUCCCCCCCAAGGUAACACUAACUUGCUGCCGGUCAGUGCCUGAGUUAGUCAGGAAGCCCACCCAAAACCAAGUAGCUGACUUGGUAGCCUCCUGCUCCCUGCUCGGCCCGGAUACUUCCACAUUGCUGUGUAGGUGAUGUCUAUCACCCCCGGUCUCCCCCUUGCUCCCAGUCAUGGAGCUGUCAUUGCUUGAGGGGCAGAGGCCAGCGGCGCUCUGCCUGGAUGCCAGCUCUUCUGCUGGGAUGCGGUCAGUGGAUACUGCCAUCCCAUCCACUACCCCCAGGACCCCGUUGGAAUCCGCUGUUGAGAAGAGGAGACGACCACCUCCCCCCCUGGUAUUCCCGCUGGGGUUGUGGGGGAUCUGGGAAGGCUGCCCAGCAUCCCUGUAGAUCUGGUGCAGAGACCUCGGUCCCAUCUGCACCAUCUGUUUCAGGUGUCCUGUCUUCGGCUAACAGGUACUGCCUCUGGGGAGUAGGACCAGGUGUCCCCACUCGCAUGAGCUCCCACCAAAGUUGGGGAAAGGGACCAGCUGUCUCCUCUCCCGGUUUCCCCAGCUGCUGCUGGAGAGAGAGACCAGUUGACUCCUCUCCCUGUACAAGAUGCUGCCGCUCGGGAGUAAGACCGACUGUCCUCCAUCCCGCUACUUCCAGCUGUGGUUGAGAAGACUGCCGAGUCCGUACACACACACACACACAUACAGACUGCUGAGUCCAUACGCACACACACACAGACUGCUGAGUCCAUACGCACAAACACAUACUGCUGAGUCCGUACACACUCACAGACUGCUGAGUCCAUACACACACACACACACACACACACAGAGACUGCUGAGUCCAUACAAACACACAGACUGCUGAGUCCACACACAGACUGCUGAGUCCAUACGCACAAACACAUACUGCUGAGUCCAUACACACACACACACACACAGACUGCUAUGUCCAUAUACACACAUAGACUGCUGAGUCCAUACACACACAAAUACACACAUUGCUGAGUUCAUACACACACAGACUGUUAUGUCCAUACACACACAUACACACAGACUGCUGAGUCCAUACACACACACACACACACAUCAAGCCUACCAGUCACUGGAGGCUGUUGCUGGGGGUCAGACAGCCAUCUUCUGCAGCAGCAAGGUCUGCUACUUUACGGCUGGGGCGGGGCCUAUGUGCAGGAGGCGGGGCCUUGCCGGGGAGCCUGUCAGUGCUCAGUUUGUGCAGAGAUGCUGGGGCCGGAGAGAGCACUGACAGGCUCCCCGGCACAGGCCCCGCCUCCUGCAGCGCUCCAGCUCCUCUGGCCAGACUGUCCUGCAUUCCCUCGGGCUGUCACAGAUUGAAUAGAAUUUAAACACAUGGCCAGCAAGUUGCCGGCAUUUGGAGGGGCACAGCAUGAUGUAGCGACGCCAUUCCCCCUUACCCAGCUCUUCCGUGGCUGUUUGCCCCCCACCUCCCAGCACCUCUGUGUGUCUCUUCCUUCCAGUGCCUUGUCUCUUUGUCCCCCAGCCCCUCUAUGUAAUUUUGUGUCCCACCCAGCCCCUGCAUACAUCUCAUCUCCCUCCACGUGUCUCAUUCCUCCAGUCCCCCCACGUGUCUCAUUCCUCCAGUCCCCCCACGUGUCUCAUUCCUCCAGUCCCUCCACGUGUCUCAUUCCUCCAGUCCCCCCACGUAUCUCAUUCCUCCAGUCCCCCCACGUGUCUCAUUCCUCCAGUCCCUCCACAUGUCUCAUUCCUCCAGUUCCCCCACGUAUCUCAUUCCUCCAGUCCCCCCACGUGUCUCAUUCCUCCAGUCCCCUCCACGUGUCUCAUUCACUCCAGUCCCCCACGUAUCUCAUUUCCUCCAGUCCCGUGUCUCAUUCCUCCCAGUUCCCCGUGUCUCAUUCCUCCAGUCCCUCCACGUGUCUCAUUCCUCCAGUCCCCACAUGUCUCAUUCCUCCAGUCCCCCGUGUCUCAUUCCUCCAGUCCACCGUGUCUCAUUCUCCAGUGUCUCAUUUCAGUCCCCGUGUCUCAUUCCUCCACGUGUCUCAUCCUCAUUCCUCCAGUCCCCCGUGUCUCUGCAUUCCUCCAGUCCCUCCACAUGUCUCAUUCCUCCAGUUCCCCACGUAUCUCAUUCCUCCAGUCCCCCGUGUCUCAUUCCUCCAGUCCCUCCCGUGUCUCAUUCCUUCUGCGAUAGUGGAGUCCUUUCAGAUUAACACCCAGUAUUGCAGACAUCGUGAUGCUCCUGAUGUUUAUUUAGAUGUUCAUGUAUCUUUAUGUUGUUCUUUACUUUGUGCUUUUUAUUUCUAUAUUUCUUUGGCUAAGUGGUGCCACCCACAGCUCACCCCCACCCUCAAUCUCAUAAUAGUCCUGAUAUCUAGCAUGCUGUUUGCAACAUUAGUCACGGCCUCACUUUCCCGUCAUAAGUACAUUUAAUACACUAUGCCAGCAGUGACAUGAAGCACACUCUAGAGCACCGCAAGUUUUUUUUUUAUAUAUGUAUCAUAAAACCCACAGUUCACUUUGAUUCAGACUCUGUUUUCCACUACACCUGUAUAUGUUUGUUAUAAUGCUGACAACCAAAGAUCCUUUUAUAUAAAUAUAUGAUGAUGUUUACAUUGUCAGUGAACUGUGCAAAAAUAAGGAUUACUGAGAAAAAUCAAUGUAGAUCAAAUAUUCAUAAUCUUUGUUCACAACAAUUCCACAAAAGCAUUGAAGGAUGGUGAGUAUGGACAGAACAUAUUGUAAGUUAGCUCAUUUGUACAGUAAAAUAAUUUGGAAAUAUUGCCCUGAGCUCUGAGUUUCUAACAGCAGUGAUGUUAAGUGAAAUUAAGCAGAUGGAAUUCUAUCUUCUAUCUUCCUUAUAUAUAUAUAUAUACACACACACGCUGCACACACAAUUUGGACUGAUCUCUCAUACCAUUCAAGCUAUAGCCAGUUGCAGUAUAGAGCCUGAUCCACAACACCAUUUAUGAGAUUUAUGGAAUAGGAUCAGUUCCCUAAAGACCAGAAUUAGAGGAUCCUAAUACGUACUGGGUGUCAUGAAGGCAGAUAGUUGUUAAAGGGACACAGUAGUCACCAGAACAAUUAACUUCGUUCUUCUGGUGAGUAUAGUCAGUCCAUGCAGCCUUUUUGCAGUAAACCCUGUCUUUUCAGAUAAAGGGCAGUGUUUACAUUGCAGCCUGGGGGCACCUCCAGUGGCCACUCCUCAGAUGGCUACUAGAGGUGCCUUCUGGGGCACUACUGCACAGUGAGCAGCACUGACAUUAAGUGUUUCCACAUUCUCCAUGGAGACACUGAACUUUCCUCAUAGAGAGGCAUUGAUUCAAUGAAUCUCUAUGAGGAGAUGCUGAGUGGCCAGGGUGGCAUUUGGCUCCGCCUUCUUGACUCGCUUUUCCUGAGAUUAUCAGAAUUGGGAAAGCAUUGUGAUUGGCUGAGAUCAUCACUUCUGAUGAUGUCAGCCAAGCAGGCAGAUCAGGGGCAGAGCCAGCACCAAAAUACUGGAAUAAAGGUAACAUUUUACCAUAUUUAGAUGGGCUAGAUAGUGAUUUUAACACUAUAGGGUUAGAAUACAUGUUUGUAUUCCUGACUCUAUAGUGUUCCUUUAAGGAAGAUAAUAGUGGAAAGUACUGUAAUGGAAAAGAUUUUAAAAAAUACACUACCCAGUCAAAAAGUAUAAAACAAGGAAGUCCAAAUGUGUUAAUAAUUGACAGGUAACAUAUUCUAUAAAAAGAUUUCAAGGUGCUGUGGAUUGAAGUCAUUAUUCCCUCUACCUCAACUGUGUUAUUCCGAAUAGAAAAUGUUAAAAAUGUUAAAAAAUAAGACCUGUAUCUGGGAAGCAUAGAGAGACAGCAAAUGGUAGUGAACUAAACAUUGAAAAUUGUAGCUUCUUUGGGAAAAUGCAGUGUUUAAUUCGAGUCCAGUAUGGUUACAUCCAGAUUCUUGCUGAGAUAACUCACCUUUUCUGGAGUUAAAUGUUGGUGACUUUAGCAAGCAAAGAUCCCCCAGUGUGGUGGAAACAUUGAAUGUAUGAUCAGUCAGAAUUAUAAUUUAAUGUGAUUAAUAUAUGCAUAAGAAGAUAACAGAGAACGUGGGUAUCCAAUUUAGGGCCCGAUUUGCAAAGAUUAAUGGCAUUAAUGUCCCGUCAACAUUGUCGCAGUGGGAGAACCAGGUGUUUAACUCACUUUGCAGUGUGACAGUUUGUCUGCUUGGGCAUGUUUAGGUGGCCCCAUUGUGUAAUGUUUUUUGUAAUCUGGAUUUGUUACUGUAGCUUAAUGCUCAGGAAUUGCAGACAAACUGACAAAGUAAUUGCAGAAUUUAGGUGAAAAUAGUCAAAGUGAAAAAAACACUGACUUUGCAAUACAUCUCCAGAUUGGCUAUUUUGGUCUUUUUUAAAAUCUCUUUGGAGAUUUUCUAUAAAUCUUUGAGGGUGCAACCUUUGUGUUUCUUCGUCCCACUGCAUGUUCUUGUUUCUGUUCUCUUCCAUUGCCCCACCUGUCUCCUCUGUAUUCAUACCGCUUACCACUGUAAUUAAAGAGAAUCCUGUCGCUGACAAAAUAGUUUCUUGAAAUAAGAUCCUCCCUCGAACUCAUUGAACCAUUGCUGUUGUGUCAAACCAUCCUUAAUCUGUCCGAUUAACAUUAACCUAAUACAUUCUUUAUGAAUCUUGUGCGCAGUUUUUUAAAACUUUUUUUGUUUGUUUGUUUGUGGGUUUUUUCCAGACGCCAAAUGGAUUAUUGCUAACCCCAAGUCCACUCUUGUCCAGCAUCCACUUCUGGAGCAGUCUAAGUCCUGUUCCUCCUCUAAGUCCUGCCCGGCUGCAAGGACCAAAUACCUUGUUCCAGGUAAGUGCAAAGAAUGAGAUCAUCGUGCGAUCUAAACCUGAAAAACAUUCAAUACAAUAAUGCUACCAAUUACUCUGAGAGUAGAAAUCAAAAAUAGGUUUAGCAAACCUACUUUUUUCAUUUAAUUAUACAUUCCAUAAUAAGAAUCAAAUUUCCUUAUCAGAAACUCUGUGCCCUCUCCAUCACUGUAAAAUCAAUGAAUUGCACAAAUAAGAGCCCAUUGUAGGCAUGAUUUUAUGUGCGUGUGAAUGAAAAGGUCAUAUUCUGAAAUAGAACAGGCUAUACACCCGACUCCUUCUGUAAUUAGUGUGAACAAAUUGUAAUCCUGUCACUUUAUAAGAAAUGAGCUCACCUAUUAUUUUCUAGUUCCUUGUGCUUUUUGUUUAACUCUUAAAUAGUUUCACCUUCCGUUGCAAUUGUCAUUCUAAAUGCUAUCAGUCUCCCACAUAAGUCUUACUAAGGAAAGAAAUGUAAUUCUGGAUCUCAAGGAAAUCGUAUCCUCAAGCAGAAGGUGGAUACAAUCAUAAAGAAAUAGAUUUAGAUCUGGUAGAUGGAUAGUUAUUUUCACAUUAAAAUUGAUUAAACUAUCAGAUAAAAAUACAACUGUGUCUAUAGAAUUCACCCCUAGAUCUGGACUAAUUUUCAUGUUCAAUUUAGCACUCUUCUUGGGAAAAGAAUGUCCAUCAUUGGUGCUUGCAUUGUUCUAGAGCAGACAUACUCGAAUGGUAUAUCUUGACAAGCAUGGUGCACUGUCUUACAAAUUAUCGUGAGAAGCAUGAUGCACUUUCUUACAAAUUAUCUUGAAAAGCAUGGUGCACUGUCUUACAAAUUAUCUUGAGAAGCAUGAUGCACUGUCUUACAAAUUAUCUUGAGAAGCAUGGUGCACUGUCUUACAAAUUAUCUUGAGAAGCAUGAUGCACUGUAUUACAAAUUAUCUUGAAAAGCAUGGUGCACUGUCUUACAAAUUAUCUUGAGAAGCAUGAUGCACUGUCUUACAAAUUAUCUUGAAAAGCAUGGUGCACUGUCUUACAAAUUAUCUUGAGAAGCAUGAUGCACUGUCUUACAAAUUAUCUUGAGAAGCAUGAUGCACUGUCUUACAAAUUAUCUUGGAAAACAUGAUGCACUGUCUUACAAAUUAUCUUGAAAAGCAUGGUGCACUUUCUUACAAAUUAUCUUGAGAAGCAUGAUUCACUGUCUGGCAAAUUAUCUUGAAAAGCAUGGUGCACUGUCUUACAAAUUAUCUUGAGAAGCAUGAUGCACUGUCUUACAAAUUAUCUUGAAAAGCAUGGUGCACUGUCUUACAAAUUAUCUUGAGAAGCAUGAUGCACUGUCUUACAAAUUAUCUUGAGAAGCAUGAUGCACUGUCUUACAAAUUAUCUUGAAAAACAUGGUGCACUGUCUUACAAAUUAUCUUGAAAAGCAUGGUGCACUUUCUUACAAAUUAUCUUGAGAAGCAUGAUUCACUGUCUGGCAAAUUAUCUUGAAAAGCAUGGUGCACUGUCUUACAAAUUAUCUUGAGAAGCGUGGUGCAUGGUCUUACAAAUUAUCUUGAGAAACAUGAUGCACUGUCUUACAAAUUAUGGCAUCAGGGUGCUCUAAUUGCAAUAAUUAAAAGUGUUUAUUGGGCUAAGACUGAGCCUUUAAUACUAUUACCAGUAAACUAUGCUAAUGCGUUACUAAGUGAUUGUGAUAGAGUACUAGUUGGCCAGUUUGUCCUCAUUGCUUUUGACCAUGAAUGCCACCAUGCUCUGAUAAUGUAGAUUCCCUGCAUAUGUACAUGAACACAGGACAAAAGGCAAUUUAAAAAAAAAAUUUCAGAGCAGAAAAAUUAACUCUCAUACUUUCCAUGUGUUAGCUGUACUUCUCCAGAGGCAAAUCUCUUAUUAACUUGCUGUCUUCUCUUUUUUAUUUACAGUUUCCAAACCUAUUGAACGGGCAUUUGCCACUUCAGAUGCAAGGACUCGAUAGAGCUUCGUCCCCAGUGCUGCUAUCGUCUAACACCCAGAAAUCUUGAUGUAUUUUGCACUUGCUAUGGACUUCUUUAUUAAAUGAUGUAAUAACUCGUUAUUAUAACACCUCUGGUGUCCAGGAAUAUUUUCAGAACAAUCUCCAUGGGCGUCUCAGUGUUUACAUCAUGUUACCCAUCCCACCAUUGAAGUGUUCUUUUAGCAUUGUAGAGAAUUUAAUGUGUAUAAUACGUUUUGUACGGAUUUGUUAUUCCAAAGUGUUGAGCACUGUUGAAUUCUCUUUCAAAGAUUCCCAUCUCAUACGAUGCAUUGAACGAACGCAAGCCCUCGUACAAUGCAUUAAAAGGAUGCAAUCCCUCUUUUCCUUCUUAUAUUAUUAUGCACUUGAGCUUAUGUACACUAUAACCGGCUGUGCCUUCUUUUGCAUAAUGUUUUUAUUUUAUGUUUUUUGUAAAUUGUUUAUAUAUUUCUUGCAUUAUGGGGAAAAAAAAACUUAGUAAUAGAUACCUCUUUGAUAGAAUUUCUAAACCUCCAUUCCCAACCAUGUAUUCUAAGCAGUGUUUGUAUUGUAUUUAGAGCUUUUUAAUGUAUAAUGAGAUAUGGCCUUAUAUCAGGGAUGCUUUAUUCCAGCCCUCGGAUGAAACACAACAAGAUUAUAAAUAAUAAUCAGAACUCCAGUCAUUUGGUUCAUUCACAAAACUUUAAACUAUAUGGAAAUAAAAUCUGAAUGACAAAAUGUUGGCUAAAUAGCUAAUUUAGAAACAAAUUCUUCAACUUACAUUAUGCCACCAUACCUCCCAACGUUUCAAAGUGACAAAGAGGGACACAUUAAUUUUAAUGGUGUGACUCGGGGUAUGGACGGGGCAGGGCUGUGCCGAGAUAUUUCAGGGGACUAAAUAAUAAUAAUGUAUGCAACUAAAAUGUAAUUUAGAACAAGAACAAUAUAUCUUAUGUACACAGGAUGAUUUCUAAACACAUUAGUUUAAAGACACAUUACUGUGAGUAUUAUUGCUGUGGAGCUCUGUUAUACACUCAGACACACUAACAAUAUAGAACUCAUAGAAAAGAGGGUAAUUAGGAUAGAAAAGAGAGAGAGGGAUUUUGGCAAAAAUAGGGACUAUCCCUCUUAAAUAGAGACACUCGGGAGGUAUGUGUCACCCUUUGGCUAUUAUAUUAUAAACUUUGCUCAGAUUUCAAUUUACUACAAAUCAAAGUUUGGUGAAUAAACACUACAGGGUUAUUCAUUGAAGUGUGAAUUAUUGAGAAUUGAAAGUGAAUUCAUUUAAAUUCAGCCACAAUUUCUGAAUUAGGAAAAAUUAUUCAAGUGAGCUAUGUUUCCAACUUGGCUUAUUUAAUCUAAACUUCACUUUGAGUGUGAUUCUUAUUCUGGGCAAUUCACACAUUAAUAAAUAAAUGUCGACAAUGCUUGUUGCUUGAUUACAGGCUAGAUAAAUCCAAAACAUGUGGCAACAUUUUUGCCCUCGAGGAGAGUUUGACAUCUCUGCCUUGUAUGUUUUUUUAUGUUUUGUUUUUGUUGGGAACCAAAAAAAAAAAAAGAGCAAUAAAUGUUAUUUUACAACGUUAUUUAUUUCCAAAUGCACCAAAUAACUCAGCUUAGGGGUCGGGUAUCGGGGUGCUCCAUAAUACAGUUUUGGUUAGCCUAGGCAGACCAGAUGUUUCUGAACCACAUCUCCUGUGAUGCUCGUGGGAAUUGUAGGUUAGAAACACCUGGGGUGUCAAGGACAGCCAUCACUGCUUAACAAAUGAUAAAGUGUUUCCAUUGUAAUCAGGAUCUGUUAUACGCACUAGCACCAAGAGGUAAAGAGACAUCCCACAAAUAAGUGUUGAAAAUCUACUAAAUGGACUGCCCGUUGCCCACAAACAGAUGAUCAUCAUUGGGUAGUAAUUCUAUUGUUAGAAUUUGAGGACUGUUUACUAAAUGAUUCAGAAGAUGAUGUUUUUGUGAACGGUGUGUAUCCUGAAUUCUUUUUCUCUUGCUUUAAUUAACUAAUUUAUAUAAUGUUGGGUUUAUCCAAACCUUGUAUACAGGUUCAUCCACUGGUACUCUAGUCUGAUGUGGG
This is a messenger RNA of Pelobates cultripes (western spadefoot toad), 49124 nucleotides long. Lineage: Eukaryota; Metazoa; Chordata; Amphibia; Anura; Pelobatidae. The record is from the annotation of a GenBank genome assembly.